AAUUCCACUCUUGAUCUGUUCACAGAAGAUUCUUUGGUCCUCCUGUGGAGAUGAGGCAGGGCUGGGAGCCAAGCGGAGGGAACCAUCAGCCAGGCAGGCCAGUGAUUAGUCAGGCUAGUGGUGCAGUAUAGACCACAGCAUGUCAAGCUAAGAUAAGGUGUGGGCAUGAGGGAGGCAGGUUCCAUGCAGGUCACCAUUGAGGCCAAGGCAGGCAGAGGCUGGGGUGUGGGCUGGGGCUUUCAGGAUAGCGAAGUGUUGUCAACGAUGCUGGUUCCUCUGGCUACUGCUCACCAUUGGCUUCACUGGAGAAAGAUCUGAAGUGUUGUCUGUGCCUUGGGGGAGUUAGAACAUGACUAGUUAGGGAUACCUGCUCUGUUACUGGUGAGAGGGGUGUGCAGAGGGUGUUGGUUACAGGGUGAGCAGAUAAAGCCAGCUCUGGAUGAUUCACUGAAAGCAAAAUGAGGAGGGGGAGGCUGGGUGGGAGAUGGAAUACAUGGGGAUUGAAGGACUAACAUGGAGAUCGGCUGUCAGACUUCCAGCCCUAGUCAAAGCAUUGCCUGGUCCCCACCCAGCCCAUGGUUCCUGUCACCUCCCAGGCUCAAGGAUCUCUUUGUACUUCAAACUUAUGGCUCAGGGGUGUGUAAUGGCUUUCCUAGGACCACACAGCAGGCACGAUAUGGGACCUGGGUAUGGUAGGUCCUGGGCUAGGACUCCUUCAUCUACUGUUCCCUGUUUUGGUCAACCAGAGUCUCACUUCUGGACCAGGUGCCUCAAGGACUGCCGAUGCAACAUGUGCCCAGAACAGUUGUUGUUUAACUACUGCUGUGUCCGCUGUCAUUAUCGAUACUUUCUUCCUUGAGGCCCAACCUAUUCCUGCUUCAACAGUUAUGAGGUUGGUUGCUGCAGAGACCCUUCCAUACUUGGGCUGAUCUGUGGACCGCACCCCUUCCCACCCCAAGACAGCACCAUUCAUUUGCUCAUUCGCUAGCACCUUCUGGGAACAGGAUGAGUUCUAACCCAUGGUGUCUGAAAAGCAGAUGUGGCAGGCAGGACUGUGACUUUUGCUGCCAUAGACAUACUGCUAACUGGUCAGUCAUCCUUCUAUGAUGAGUGGCUGAUGUGGCCUAGACGGGACCGUUCCCUGGGUAUUCUGGAAGGCGGGGAGACUGGUGACAAAUGAGUCUGAGAAGGGGGACACACCAGAUGACAGUUAAGCAUACUUACUCCCCAAAAGCCUGGUCUUGGGUGGGUAGCCUCAGUGCCAGGCCAUAUUGUCUCCUCAGCCUGCUGAAGUGAUGGGUGAAUGGUAUUGGUUUCCAGGGUUGGAGCAUCAUGCUCACUAGUUUUCCUUGCUAAAGAAAGGACAGACGGCUGCUUGAUGCUGAAGUGGAGACUCAUGGGACUGGUGCACUGUGUUCCUUUGGCUAUGAAUGAGCGUGGCCUGGUCCAGUACAGGCAGGGUUUGUUCAGCUUCCAUGUGUUCCUCCAUCUCCGGAAUGAAGUGUGGAAGGGAGCUACACGAGACGGUGAUGCCUCCCGAGAGUGCUCCCCUUUCUGAAGAGCCUUGUCCUGUGGGAACUGGCCUGGUACCACUUCUCCCCUCGGCUUCUUGGGGUGAUGUGGCAAUGCGGUGAGAUGUUGGCAGCAGGGUUGUCAAGUCCAGGAGAAGGAACACAGGGUGGUGUGGAAACCCACAGCGGGCACAGGCAUAGCAGGGCAUCUAUUGCUUCCUGCCCAGGCCUUGGCUCUGGCUCUUUUUCUACCUAUAUUCCAUUCUCGUUCUCCUCCAUCUCUGUUCUGCCUUCACAAGACUAUGCGCUUCCUGUGCACUAUGCGUUCCUUCCAGGAACAGGAGAGGCCCCUCCCAUCCAUGGAUCCUGGCUACAAUGGGCCUCUUGCUACUCAAUCAGUAGGGCAAGGUCCUCACUUGUCUUUAAGCUGCCCCUACCUGCCAGCCCAGAAGGUCAUUGUUGGGGUAGGGGGAGCUGAGAACCCAGUCUAAGGAGGGUAAAAAUGCCUUUUGGAAUCCCACCGAAUGGUCUCUUUAAAAAUAAACCCUUAAGGUUUAGUUAGCUGCUAAACUCCAGGACCAACUCAAGCUCACCAUGGGUGCAUGUGUAAAGACACACUUGUCCUGAGAUUCCCAAGGACCAGUGAGACCAUGACUUCCUCUAUUCAGGCAGAGAACACUGCCUUCCCAGGUCAGAGCCCGCCUGAUGCCCUCUUUGCUCCUCCAGAUUAAUUGGAUCAAUUGUCCAAAAACCCCUCAAGGGGCUCUUGAGUCCCAGGCAGAUGGGGACAUCCCCUAUGAGGGUCCCCCUUAGAUUAACUGAGCUUACUUGAUCCAUUGAUUUUGUCAAGGGUCCGUUCAUCAUGCUGACAUCUGGAAAAACCUUAAAUAAAUAUUUAUCAUUCUCAGAGGGACCUGGCUCCCAGGGAGGAAGUAGACAAUUCCACUGGAAUUCUAGCUGGCUGAUCAUACCAAGCAGCAAAGAGCUAGGCUCCACGCUGGGUGAGAUCUGGAAUGGCUGUGGUGCUCAUCAUUGAUGGGGUCCCCUGUCCAAAAUCCUAGACGAUGGCCUGCUUGGGACUAUGCAAAGGAAGGUUUGUUGGCUCAUUCAUUUACCUACCCACCCAGCCUUUCUUCCUCCCUCCCUUCCUCCUUCCUUCUUUCUUCCCUCCUUCCUUCCCUCUUUCCCUCCUUCCUUUUUUCCCUCCCUCUCUCUGUCCCCCUUCUCUUUUCUUCUUUUGUUUUCAUACUCUCCCUACCCACAAGACUCCACACUUACUUACUCUAUCGGGGUACAAAGGAAUCUGUCAUGUAACCCAGAAGGAAACCUCAACCUACAAACUGCAGGUCCAACUGCGCUGCAGGACAGACUUCGUCAACAAAUGCAGGCCCAUUUCUACUUCCUGGGUCAUCAUUAUCAUUGCCUGAUAAGCCACCCUUAUUACCUUGCAUCCCACUUCUGCCCAGAACUGCCCCUACCCUAGGUGGCCUCCUCAGGACUGAUUGUCUACCUGAUCUGGAGGAUUUUUAACCCCUAUCUACAUCUCUUCCCACUCGACCUUCUUACUGAUCAUCUCUCUUCUCGGGACCACCUACCCUUGCCCAAACCUCUGACCUCAUCUCCGGCUUUCUCUUCCCAUCUGCUUGUCCAGAGUUGUUCUCAAUUCUUUCCUAUUUUCCUAUUUUACUCUUGGCUGGUGGUACAUCCUGCAACCCCACAAUGGUCACCACCCUCCUACCUGGCUUCAUGUAUUUAUAUGAUGCCUCCCUGCCCAAUGAGGCUCUAAGCUAUGGCUGGUGCAUGUCCUUCGUACCCUGACUGGACUGAGAAGUCUACGACAUCCUAGAUCCUUGUUCAAGGCUAAACACUUACUUAUAAGGUUCCUGAAAGGCCUAAGGGAUUGGGAGGGAGAGUGAGAGGAGCAGACUGGCUUCCUUCCUCAGCAUACCUCGGGCAUUGAGCAAAGAGGUUUGGAUUUUAUGCAAGCUGUAUGUCUUGGGGUUGAGCCAGUAACAUGGCUUGAGAAGACAGGGAAAGGUGUCCUGGUUCAUGCAUGGGUGCAGUAGGAUGUAGACUGGGAACUGCUCAGGGGUUGGAGCUCCUGGCUUGGGGCAUGCUCUGCUAGAAGGAGGCAUACUGAAGAAGAGAGGCAGAUAUGGGUGUGGAGAGAGGUCAGAGGGUGUACUUCUGGGAAAAUUGCUGGGAAGGAUUAUAAGAUCAGGCUAGUGGACAGGAAUACAGGACUCAUAGCCACUUGUGCUUGAUACUGGAAUGGGUUUUGCCAGCCUGUCCCAAGUCCCUCACAUGACUACAUAUUGAACCUGCUUGUCUCCCUUUGCCUGGGCAUGCAUGAUCUAGGAGCUCUAGGAGCUUCCUAAGGUUGCCGGAGAGCCAAGGCAAAGUCGAGGGCUCUAUUCAGGUGUGUGUUGCCCACCCAUGUCUACCUAACCUUGGGUACAGCCACUGUCCUGGUUUUCCUAGCCUUCAUCUAAUCAGCUGGGGGCUUCUCUUCUCCAGGGGGCAUGUAGAGGUCAGAGAAGGUGUCACCCAAAUGAUGGCUUGUGCUCCUCCGUGGGACACAUGGCCCAUGCUCAGCCUCUGGCUCCCAUCUCUGCCCAGUGUGGAUCAUCCUGCUUGCUCCCACAUGGUCCUGCCCAGUCCUCCCAACAUGGACAUCAAAGCAGAUAUGGAAAUUCCUCCCCAGGGCCAAACCUCAGCUGGCUUUACAUCCAGUCUCAGCUCCUGGAAUGCAUUCUUACAGCUUCUCACCAGGGUUCACCUCCCACCUGGGCUCCAGGGAUCAGAGCAGCUUUGAAGAGUUGGGGAGGAGGCCCAGCAAGGCAGUUUUGGUGGGUGCUCCUUGGGGCCUGGAGUGUGCUUUGAAGGAGAAGCAGUUUGGUUACCUUAUUCCAUCAUUUUCUUCCCAUUAAUGAAACUUGGGAUAGGAAAGAAAUGAGCACGAUCCAGCACUGACAGACAAGCUCGCCAAUUUUCUUCUCACUCGGUGAGGGUUUUUUUUUUUUUCUUGGAAAAAAUCAAAACCAGUUAUGAUUAAUACAGUACAUAUUAAAACUUUUAACCUGGUACCUUUGUAAAGUAAAAAAUGUUCCCAACAUAUUACAUUUUUAAUCACAUGAGUUAAUUACUCUUUAGGGAGGCUCUGAAAGUUCUGGAAAGGAGGGCAUUUCGGGAUUUCAAAGAAUGAGACAGAAGCUGUCAUUUUAAUGAGAAUGCAAAUGAGGAUCUUUAAGGUUCAUUGAAGGUCACAGCAGCUUAAUCAUCAAAUUACUAUGGUCAUUUAUUGCCAGUAACAAAUGAAUAUUGAAAGCUAUUGUUUUAACAGAUUAGACCUCCAAAUUAUUAUUAUUCCAAAAUUUCCCAGGUGCCUGAAUAUAAUUUAAGAAUUAUUAAUGUUGGGAUUCUCUUCAGACCUGCAGGCUUCUCUCCAGGGGAGUUAGUCCUGGAAAGACAUUGGCAUCUCUGUCCCCAGAUGUCAAUUGCAGGAUCAUCUCUACAGUCCUCCACACUGGGCCCAGGUCUGUCUACCCAGGAGAGGGCCCUGAGAGAUACCUUGAUGGCCUCUCAGGGGAGUAGCUAUUCUGUGUCCUCAAGAAUGCUUUAAUGAUGCCCCACUGUAUCAGCUGAGCCAGUGAGGAGGUGCGAGCAGAAGGAGAAUGCUAAAGUCACCAUCAGUAUCCGCAAGAGCAGAGGAGACAGGGCCGGCUACCACAGAUCCACUGUGUCCUCCUCUGCUCCUGUCAAACUCACUUCUGUUGUUCCAUGACAGCCCAGGGCUAGCAUACUGCAGGCUUUGUGGUGCCUAUUGGGGGUCGGGCUAAGUCAAUUCAUGUCGCAUGACUUUCCUGGGGUAACAAGAAGAAGUCAAGCCACCCCCUAUAGGAAAGAGACCAAAGAAAGGAUUGCAUCCGCAACCUGCCUGCUGAACCAGUGAACGAACGUACUAGGGUUAUUUACAGAAACGCGGGUGGCUUAAAGACAGCUACAACACUUGGAAGUCCCCAAACCAAUUAAUCCCUUCUCUUUCAAAUACCCUUCAGCAGGAGUGGAGUCUUAUGACUGGACUCCUGAACACCUUGUGGUCCCCUUGUGGGUCUCCCGAGACUCUGACAGGGAACCUUCUUUGAUCUCAUGAGGGUCUCCUGCAGGUUGUCAAAGAGGCUGGGAUUCAGGACUGAAAUGGCUACACAGUCAUGAGUCUCAGAGGAAACAGUUACACCACCUUGGGGGCUGGUGCAAGGUGACUGUCUGCACCCUGGAGCUGUGGGGCAGGACCCUUCUUAUCCCUUGGCUUUGGAUUCAAAGCAAGCUCUCUGCCUCUCUCCCAGCACAGCAGGUGGAUGCUAUUGUGCUUCUGGUGCCCAGCAGGGGCACAGACUUGUCUGCUGGGGGACUUCAGGUGCAGAGAUUCUGAUCCCCUAGGGAGAUCCCUUUCUGGCUUUUCUCAGUCAUCCUUCACCUCUAGGCAGUGGAGCCUCAAGUGGGGAUGUAUCUUUAGAAAUGAAGAUCAUUACAGGAAGAGAGGGGAAGCUUAACAUUAGCCACCCUGCUGUUCGCUUGAGUGUGCCUUCCACAGCCUGGGGUUUGAGGCCUUCUGCAGCCAGGCUGUGCCCAUCCUUAUCUCAAGGGCCUAAGAAUUAGGAGGGCAGAUGCUGGGGUUAAUAUUGGGAUUAAUAAGCCACUUCCUCGGUUUCUCCAAGGGCAUCUGGGAGAUGGGUAUGCUUUGGCCUGCCCAGAGGUUACACACAUACUUUGGACUUCUUAGGAGUGGUGGCUCCCAACAGAGGCUUCGCUAGACAGAUGGACACAUACAUAUUAGGAGGGAGAGCUAAGGAUCACCUCUCUCCCCUUCCAUCCUCCCCUUGUUUUAGAACAUAGGUAUUCACAGAUGAAAAUGGAAUCCAGGGUCUUGCCUGAGACUCUGAGGUCCAGUGGUCCUGGUAGAUAAGAGCAAUGGGUGGUUUGAGCAAGCUCUUGAGGCCCUGAGGGCUGGGACCUUGCUGUGGGUUUAUUAUGUAUGGCCCAGGGACAUGAGGUUUGUUAGGGCGAAUGGGGAUGCUGAGAGUAGGAGAGGCAAGUCCCUGUCUCAAGGAAAAGUACUCAUCUCCUGCCCUCCCAUGCCAGCCUCUCCUGCUGUGCCAUCCCCCUGGGGUUUGCCAGGCUCCCAGGACUGUGUCAUUAUCACUGCUUCUGUAUCUUCCACACCACAGGGAAAAGUAAUUAAAUGUAAUAGAUGCUGAGGCUUCCAAAAUUGCAUUAUUUAGGCGCUGUGCUCACACACACACACACACACACACACACACACACACGAAGUGUGCUAAGCUGCAGAUAAUUAAUAGAUUUAUUUAAAUCAGCCUCCGCCAUCUGUAUUCAGCAAGGAUGAGUGCUUGCUUCUCAGGCCAGCCCACGUUGGAACACCUCAGUCUUCUGAGAGAAUCUGGGAGUCCUGAGGCGAGUGGGUGGUGGUAAACUUCUGAGUAUGGCACACAACAGGUGUGACCAGGGAUACCAAAAGAGAAUUCCUACAGGGAGACCUGGUGUGGGAGUGGGGCAGAGGGAGCCGUGGACAUGCACAGGUUGUUCCAGGGACAUAUCCCAUAGACAGGCAUAAGAGAGUGGCAAGAGGCUCCUGCCUUUUAACAUCAGUCCUGAGACCAGUGGCCCUGGCCCUGUGAAACCUUUGGGACUCUAGCAUUUGACUCGAGACGCCUAGGCUGUGGCUCUCUAACCUAUCACACACCCCUUCCCCCGUUCUCAGAGUGCAAAGACACUUCCUGGUGCUGGAAGCUGAGUAGCUGUAUCUGGGGUGUGGGGAGGUCAGGGAGGGGGAGUAAGAGGGUCCAAGUCACUGUCAUUUGGAUGCCAGUUAGAUGACUGGGAGUUGUCAUCCUUCUGAGAGGGAGGUGGCUCUAUGGUGGGGGUGGAAGGGAUGGCUGAACUGCAGCCUGGCAGAAAGGAGUUUGUGAUUUUAGGAUAUGCCACUGGGACCCCAGCUCCAUCCUUGUAUUUGGAGAGGGCGAGGGUGGGGUACAAUAGGAUCUGUCACUGUGACAGAUCCUAGAUGUGAAUGAAGUCUCUGUUGGAAGAAUCCUGAGGAGUUCUUCCGACAACUGUAAGAUCACAGCUCAGAGCACUCCUGGACUUUGGCACUGACUACAUCACAAGUAGCUGAGCUCUGUCGUCACUUGCAAGGCCCCUUAGAGUGGACUGAAAGAAGCUGACACAAGGUGCUUCUAUGGGAGGCCCUCCCCCCAAUUUGCUUCAAAGCUGAAUUUGAGUUCUGUCCUCACAGAGCCUGCAGCCACUUCAGGUUUCAUAACUGUGAGGAUAACGUAUGAACAAUGUGGGAAGGAUGAAGGAUGUGGGUUCUAAUCUUGCUUAACUCCCAAGUUCUGGAAGAUUUGGAAUGUCUAGGUAAAGGGGAUUAUGGCUACCCCUACCCUUACCCCCAGCACCGGCAGGAGGGGGCAGCUACAUGCUCAGUGUCUCAGGCAGAGUAGGAAGAAGAUGUUUUCAUCUCAGACAGAACUGCAGCCCCAGGCUCAGGUUCUCCUCUGAAAACUGACGUGCUCCACUCCUCCCUGCCAGGGUUGCCAGAGGAACUGGGCCCUCGGCAGUGGGUGGGUAGAAGGCAGCGUCUAUCUUUUGCUGUUGCCGUGGCUGCAUAGCCCCCUCUUUCAGCAACGGCUUCAUGUGGUCAUCCUCGUGGUUGUUCAUCACGGCGCAGGAAACCACCCAAGGUUGGGUCCAGUGCCUGAAAGUGGCCAGGAUGGCGUUGGGUCACUUCCUUGUCCCCUUGGUAUGGACUUUAAAAAGCUGGAGCAGGCUAUGAACCCCUCCCUAUCCCUAGAGGCAUAUCCUAUGGAGAUAGCUAGGCCUGCUAUCUUUUCAUCCACUCUUGGCUAGGGCUUGCAGUGACAAGAUCCGAGGACCCAUUGUGCACAGGGGCAGUUCUUUCUCUUGGAUUCCAUAGAGGAGCCAUCUCCAAGCAUAGUCCGGGUCUUUCUGGGUGAAUGCAGGGAUAGGGAGACUCCCAAGACCCAGCCUAAGGCAGAAACAGGGAGGCUCAGUGGGGCUACAGAGUCCAGGACCCCUCUUCAGAGCCUUAUGCAGAGCCAGGCAGCUCCCAAGCAUCUACUGCUGGUCUCCCUCUGGCCCUCCAUGGGCUCCCAGAGGGAAGGUGAGGUGACCAGAUCUGCAGCUUACUGAAGGACGGCUCAUGGAGUCCUGGCUUCACCCACAGCCCAUCCCUCCCUGGUUGGUUCUUGAAUUAAAGCAGAAAAAUGACACAGAGAUUAUUCAUGGACAGAGGAAAAAUCUGUCUCUGAUUUUUCUGUGAUCCCACAGGAGUAGGGACAGGAGCACUGGGUCUGAGAACUUAUGCCUUGUAAGAUCACCAAUACUUAGGGUAAACUAUGGAUCAAUCAUGUCUCCCUGUCAAAGGCACAUGCCAAAACCUUACAUGCUAGUAUGUAAGACUGUGAGUGUAACUGAGGAGGGGCUCUACUGUGGUGAUUAGGGUACAAUGAAGUCAUUAGAAGAGACUCUAACCAAGCUUUUGUCUGGUGUGCCUUGUAAGAUGAGGAGAUCAGAACACAGAGAGCAGUCCUGUGGGAGAUGAUCUUGGUAGGACACAAGAGGAAGAGCCAGGCAGAGGGGCCUCUCUGGGCCAGCCUGGCUCAUGCCUUGUUCUGGGAGGCCCAGCCUCCUCUGAUAGAGGAGUAUAAAUCUCUGUUCAGCUUCAGCUUCCCCUCUGUGACAUUUCACCAUAGCCAAAGUCCACAAAAGGAAGAAGCCAUGAGGGGGCUGAUCAGGAUCUUGAAUUCCUGGAGGUCUCUUGAAUUCAUGCCUGUCACUAAACUUCACCCAACCCUCCAUACACAAGCUCCCAAGGUCAUGGCCAUUCACAGUCACUCACAGAUGCCAGGCACCAUGGCCACUCUCAGAGAAACGGUCACCUCCAAAUCCAUAACAAGGGGUCUAGUCCCCGGGGUUCCCCUCUAGGGAGGACUUUUCUUAGAAGCCCUUGUUACUUAUGGGAAGGGUGACCUCCAUUUCAUUCUACUGGGUUCUGCACAUCGGGAAGAUAAGUUCAGCCUCUCGGGAGCAGGGAAGGUGAUGGGAACUCCCAGAUGGAUAAAGACCCGGCCUGUGCCGAUUCGUUCUCAUUCAGCACCGUGGUCGCAACAUCCCAAUAUAGUCAUUAUUGCGGUUUCGCUUUCUGUAGCCGCAUUAUAAUGCGAGCUUAUGUUCAAUUUGCUGGGAGCCAGCAAAUCGUCGUCUGCUUCUUCUCAGCACACACUCAUUUGCUGCGUGCCCUAGGUGUUUCUUAAAGUCUAGGUUUUACACAUAGACAAAUUAAAUCUUGUUUUUGAAUGCGUCCCUCUCCAGAACCGACAUAAUGUGUUUUAAUAGCCAUCGCACCUCUCGGGGCUUGGGGCUCGCGAUCAUCUGCAUUUCCAAGCAGCACAUUACUUACAGGGACAUGUCCUCCAUGCCGGUAAUGAAGCCAGUGAAUGGAGUGUGGUCUAUGCAGGGCCUCGCUGUCGCUCUCUUCUGCCUCUGCUCCUUGGAGGGUGGUGUCAGAAAGAGUCCUCCCUUUGUUCACUGCGUUUUGUAUUCAUUCCACUGAUAACCGAAUGUGUCUUAGUGUCUUUCCCCACAGGACACCCUCAGGCAGCAGCAGGACACAGUGUCAGCAGGUACAUGAAGGUGAUGGGGGCCAUUCCUGAGAGUAAGCCAGGACAUGGAGGGGCCAGGGACUGGCACAUAAAAAUGGGAGGUUGUGUAGUUCCUAGACCAGAGGCACACAGGUAUAUACUGUGACUGAUUUAGGAGUAUCAGGAUUCUGUGCUCAGCUGGCCGCUCAUCCAUCAGGAUCCCAGGGGGGCGCCAUCGAUGGAGUCACACCCUUACCAAAUUGAUUUAACAGAAACCCUAAACUAGAAAAGGAUUAUACUCAGAGGUGAGCCUUGAGAGGUGAUUUAGAUCAUGUGGCAGACCGUGAUGGUGGGGCCAGCACUCUAAAAAAGAGCCCUGGCUUGGCUCUUAAUGUUGGGUUUUAGACCAUCAGGGCUAUUUGUGGCCUGGCCUGUGCACUUUUGAUACAGCAUCCAAGCUGGCAUGGGCAGUAGGCACUUCUGCUGCCUCACUUGGGCCAAGAAAGCAGAGCUCAGAGGCUGUGGCAAUGGAGAGGUGGCUGUGACACAGGCAUACAGGCAUGAAAGCUCCCAAGGAGGGCAGCCAUGAUAUUGUGAUCCAAGGCCUCUCCCAGGGCAACUGGGGCCUGCAUAUCAUUAGAUCACUCUUUCUGGCCUGGAUCUCAGUGAUGGACAUGGAUUUGACCAUGUUGGAUACCGACCUCCUGUUACUCAUGUUCUUCAGAGCCCUCCAUUUCUAGCAUGGCAGCUUCUUGCAAUGAGAUGACUUUGUUCACUGAGAAUCAGGGAACCCCCAAGGAUAACAUGGGGAGCCAUGAGGCUUCCAUGGCACAAGACACGUCACCUGUCCCAUCAGGAAAGCCAACAGGCCACCCAACCGAGAGGGUUGCUGAGCUAAUGACAUCACAUGAGUGGGAGGGACCUUUUACUUUUUCAUGUUUCUGGGAUUUGUUCAUGGCACACCUGUCUACAACAUCGUUUCUGUUUUAAAGAGAAACUCACUUAGCCUGUGACAGAUCCAACUCAGGACACAGAAUAGAAAGCUUUUCCUGUAUAUGGGCCAAGAGGGUCUCCUCAUCCCUGUGUACUCCUCUCCUCCUCACUCCCUGUACCUUUGUUUGCAGUUUGUGAUAUUCUGGGACCUCCCCCAGGGGUGGAGGCUGUCCCAGACGUAUGCAGACUGCUGCCAUGGGACUGUGGAGAGUCUCAUUAACUCUGGCUGAAGAGGAACUCAAGCCUGUUGUCCCUAACUGAUCUGUUCGGUUCUCUUGGGGCCAGGACACUUGGCAGUGUCCUAACCAUUCACCCUUACUCUCUUGUCCUCUUCUCUCAGUAUCUCCCCAGUGUCAGGACUGAGAUGAUUGACCCCUCUACCAAUGGGGUGUGAUUGCAUCCCACAGACCACAUCCCUGUUAGAAAGUUCUGGAUGCCAGCGGGCAGGAGUGAAUUACUUUCACAAGCUGAGAUCCCCCACGGACUUUAAAAUCAAUAAGCUAUUUCUGACGCUCAGGACGGAGGUGCGUGGCAGACUUGAGCUUCGACCUCCUUGGGAAGUGGAUGUUCUCGUCGCUGCCCAGGACUGUACAAGCUGCCCACAUUCUGGGGGGAAAAGUAACACGGGUCAGAGUCAUUACCAUCUGUUGCUGUGUGGUAAUGGGGGGUGGUGGGCAGAGGGCAGCACAAACUUGAGGACUUAAGCAUCAUGUGCCUCGGUUUCUUUUGCUGAGAGUGAAUCUAAGGCAUGUGUGCUGUGUCCCCUGCUCGUUCCUAUCAUGUAGUGAGCCCUAUAAGACAUCAGCUAUCCAGACCACCAUUCCUGCUGACUCCAGACUACUCCUAGAGAAGGGAGCCACAGGGUGACUGGUGAUCAGCUCCACAGAUCUGGGACCGCAGUCUGUAACACAGAGGAGACUGCCUUUAGUAGACCUGUAUCUUGGGAAGAAAUGCCAGGAUUCCAUUACAUUGAGAAAGCCAAUGACAAGACCCCAGGACCCUCUCGAUUCUACGUAUAGAGCCCAUGUUCCCACAGGCUUUCCCAAGGCUAUCAAAGAGCCAUCUGGUCUCCCACUACAGGGCCUGGUUAAGUUAGAUGAGGGUAAUUGGGACCUGGUCCUCUACACUGCUUUUCUUGGACAGACCUACCAGCUACGGACCUUGUGCCCUUUGUUGCUUUGAUCGCUGAGUGCUUGGGGCUGUCCAUUUGUUCAGGAGGGAAUGGCUAGAGGUCUGGGUACAUGGCAGACUGGAGCCUACAGCAACUCCUACACCGGACACUGAGCCUAUAUGCUCCCCUGCAGCCAAGUGCUGGCCCUUGAUCUUCAGCCGUUUUCAUGACAUUUGGUGAGCGGUAAAGCUCCUUCUCCUGAGUUCUCAGGCCUUUGCUUGGAUCUGCUGGGUCCUGCAGGCAGGGAGCCCACUACUAUCCCUAGGUUCAUCAUAUGUUUUAUCCAUGCGGACAAAAGCAGGCAUUUAGGAAAAGUAGGUUCUGAAUGUCUGGUCCCACAAGCAGCUUGGGGCUCAGCACUGUAUCCACAGGGGAUGGGAGAAGCUGGCUUUGGCUCUGUGUGUGUGCGUGUGUGUGUGUGUGUGUGUGUGUGUGUGUGUGUAUCUCAUGUAAGAUGGAGAUGAUAUCCUGAUAUCCUCACUGUUACUACAAACCAGGUCCUAGUCCCCAAAGGAAGUUAGCAUCUGUCUUUUGGGAUAGGUUCUUGUUUUGCAUAGCAGAAAGGGUGUCAGAGAUGUGGAGUUACUGGAGCUACAGGUGCUGAAAUCUUAGUCAUAUGGGCUGUCCCUAAGGAACCCCCCCCCUUGAACUGCAUUCCCUCUGGAAGAAAUGGCUGGCUUCCUUUCACAAAUAAGUAUAUGCCAUGUGUUCAGUUAAUGAAGCAGGGUGUUGGGGUUACAAAAGCAUCAGUGGCCAUGGGAUUGAUUUCAAGGGCAUGGCGACUCUGCCCUGCUUCUUCUAUGUCUGCCUAGCCUGGCCUUUCUGCAGAACCUAAUGGGACUCCUCUCACAUUCUCGGCUAUCAGCAUACAGGUGGCUCUCCCAGUUGUGGGUGGAAGUCAUGGGGCCCAGGUACUAGCAUAAAGGACAUCAAUGCCCUUUCAGGCAGCAGUGCAUCAGGCGAUGCCGCUCUUCCAGUUUCAAGAGUGGAUAAAGCUCAUUUCCUCGUGACCUUUAAAGAAAGGCUUUUUAAAAACCCAGAGCCACUGGUCCUUAUCCCUCUGCUUAGCUACACCUACCUGUCUUGCACCUACUUUGGGAACAAUCUACUGACCUCUCCUUCAGAGAAGUUGCUUUUCGGCAUCUGCAGAGAUCCUUUGCUACUCCCAGGUCCUUGUUCCUGAGCACUCUUCUGCCACCUUAGAGUUCUGCCUCUCCGUCCAGCCUCUCAGGGGUUCCCAGGACUUGGCCACACCCAGGCCCAAUAUCAACCCAUAGAUAACUUUGUACCCUUGCUUCAGAGUUUGCUCUGAGAAGCAAAAAUUGCCCCAAGUCCUGUCCACGUCAGGUUGUGGUCUUAGUUUGGCAGGUCUAGGUUUUACUUCCAGGGUGCCCUUUUGUAGGCAAAGCCUGGGAAGGUGAGUGGAUGGGUAGGGGGUUGAUAGGUAAGGAGACAGAGAUUUCUAGAGAGAUAGGAGCAAACAGCUAAUCAUAUAUAUAUGAUUAUCAUAUAUAUCAAUCAUAUGGUUGCCAACCAUAGCCCAUAAAAGACACAGUUUCAUUCAAGUCUAGCUUGUUGAACCAAUGAAUUUCCUGGAGUCACUUACAGGAGGAUGAAUAAUUCAAAAGUAUCCAUAUCAUUCCAACUCAGGUAAAGCCCAUGAAAACUACACCCCUGGAGAGACCUGUCCAGUUUGCAGGCAGCUCCACUGAGUCUCCAUUUUCCUGGAACUGUUUGCUAUUUACAAAAUCUUUGGGAAGGGCCUUGUGAGCCUUGUAACUUUCUGAGUUUUCUGAUCCUCCUAAGUUUCCUUAGCUUCCUGGGCUUUCUGGACCUCUCAUCUUCUUCCAGGAGGGAAUGAUUCAAUUCAGAUGGAAAAGGUAAGAUACACAAGUGAGUGAGUGGAUGGAUGGGUGGGUGGAUGGAUGGAUGGAUGGAUGGAUGGAUGGAUGGAUGGAUGAAGUUGAACAGUUAGGUUGAAAGAUGGCAGAUGAUUAAUAGAUUGGUAGAUGGAUGGAUGGAUUGACUGAUGGGUAGAUGGAUAGACAGAAAGACUGACUGACUGACUGACUGACUGACUGACUGGUGGUGAACAAUUGGGUUGAAGGAUGCUAGAUGGAUUAAUAGUUCGGUAGAUGGAUGGAUGGAUGGAUGGAUGGAUGGAUGGAUGGAUGGAUGGUGGAUGUACAAUAAGUGGAUGUAUGGUUGGAUGAAUAAAUGGGUGGUAGAUGGACUGUUGGCUUAUGGAUGUUAAAUAGAUUAGUGGGAUUUGUGGAUAGGUGAUUCGAUGUAUAGAUGAUGAAUGAGCAGGUAGAUGGAUAGAUAAUAGAUUGGUACUGGAUGGAUUCAUAGUUGGGUUGGUAGAUGGAUGUUGGUUGACUGCACGCAUAGAUGGUCAGCGAAUUCAUGGUUAGUAGGUGGAUUAUUGGUGAGUACAUAAAUAGAUAGAUGGAUGGAUUGAUCAAUGAAUACAUGGUUGGUAGGUGGAUAGGUAGAUGAAUGGCAAGGUAAAUGAGUGGAGACUUGUAAGGACCUAUGAAAAUGCUUCAACCCCUUCCAAGAGGAGCUUAAUCUUCCCAAUAGACUCAGCUUGGUCCUAGUCUUUUUUAUUUUAUUUUCCUCUCCUUGGAUGGCCUCAAAUUUCUCAUAUAGACUGGGCUGGCCUUGAGGUCACAGUUCUGUCUGCCUCUCCCUCCUAAGUGCUUGGGAUUCCCAGGGUGUGUCACCGUGGCCAGCUCCAUCCUCUUCAGUUCAGCUUUAAGUAGGUUCUGAUCUCCUAGGUCCAAGUUUCUACAGAAUGAGGGGUAACCUUGAUCACAGGAGGUUGCACUGAGAAUGUGUUUUGGGAAGUAUGUGAAUCUUAUGUCCAGAUUAUAGGCUCCUUUGUCCCUCCACAAUCUGGUACAUUUGUCUGGGUUUCUGCAGCCCUGUAGCUCUGAGGUACAUGUUCUACUCACUGUGGUCUAGAGAUUCAUGCUUGUUGACAUGGAUGAGCCAAGUUUCUUCUGCUUCUGUGCAGUGUACUUUAUACCACCCCGUACCCAACCUUUCCCAUGGAAGAGCACCAGUUGUUUCCAGGGCUUUGUUGUCUGUGUGGAGAAGACUUUCCUUUGAGCCCCACAGCUUCUGUAUACGCCAUUUAGACAUCUUCAGUUGUGUUACAAUUCCUUGAGACAUUUGAAUAUUUGAAUGGGAAAUACUUUUUUUGUUAAAAAAAAAAAAAAAAAAGCAGGCUGAGGGGCUGACGAGAUGGCUCAGCGGGUAAGAGCACUGACUGCUCUUCCGAAGGUCCUGAGUUCAAAUCCCAGCAACACACGAUGGCUCACAACCACCCAUAAUGAGAUCUGACGCCCUCUUCUGGUGCGUCUGAAGGCAGCCACAGUGUACUUAUGUAUAAUCAUAAAUAAAUCUUUGGACUGGAGCAAGCAGGAACGGAGCGAGCAGGGCCGACAGGAGCAAGAGAGGUUGAGCGGAGUGAGCAGAGGUCCUAAAAAGUUCAAUUCCCAUCAACCACAUGAAGGUUCACAACCAUUGUUGUUGUACAGCAACAGUGUAUUCACAUACAUAAAAUAAAUAAAUAAAUCUUUUUUAAAAAAGCAGACUGAACCAUAACUUGAGGCAAGUGUCCAGUUUUCGGGUCUAUCUGCUCUUUAAAUGCUGAGAUGUGCACACAUCUGUUCUGAGGUCCCCAUGUGCACACAUCUGUUCUGAGGACCAGGGUCACCAGAAAGAAAGAAAAAGAAAAAAAGCUUUGAAAAGACAAUCCUUAUUUGAUUGGAGGGGAUCUAUUGGGUUGGGAUGAAGUGUGAGCUUUGGUGCCAAGAGAAGAUAAGCACCCCAAGGAGAGCAAGUUGAUAACAGCUAUGAGUCUGGGCUAAAAGCACCAUCAACACCGCUGGGAUAGGCUGGCUGGAGACGGAGAACAGCAAGCAGCCUAAGGAGAGGAGGGCAUGGCUGAUUUCCACAAUGUCUCCUCCUACACCUCCUCCUGCUGCACACUCUCACUCCUCCCUGGUUGAUGGCCUCUCUUGGACAAAACGCUACAAGGGAAGUUAGAGCUGACGGCAACCCAGAUAUGCAGUUGGGUGCAGGUUUGUCACAUGCACAUGGCUUUGGAGUCUUGGGAGGAGUGUUGAUCAGAGAACUCGCUUGACCAGGAUGGUUACAGGUUGCUGUGUUUAGAGACUGGGGUAGAAUUCAGCCACUGGCUCUUCCCAAAAGCUAAGAUGCCACAGCCCACUGUGGGCAGCCAUGCCUCCAUUUUUCUGAGGAUGUAAGAGGGACUGCAGAAGAAGAAAAGGAGGAGUGUACAUUCCAAGCCUUGGCCAGUAGGCAGCUGUCCUCAGCUAUGGGUGAAGCCUAGGCUGUCGGCUAGCAGCUAGCAGCCAAUCAGCAUGAAAAGUAAUAUAACCGCUCCUCCCUCCAUGGCUCCCCCAACCGGUAGACUUCUCCUCCCUCUUCUCCAACUGUUAUCUUUUUCUCUCCCCCUAUUUCUCUCUUCUGUACUGCCAGGAGAGUCUUCUAGAAUUUAGCCUGGGAUAUCAAGGGCUGAUCACAGCUCAGAGCAAGCCCUGCUAGAGACUAUGUACUAAUGCAGAAGGAACGUGAGCUCAGACAAAGGUUGGGUGACUCUACAAAAUUGCUGCCUGGGACAUGCUUUAGAUCCUCAAUAACAGUGUUCCAGGGAGAUCUCUCCUGAGGCAGGACACUGACUCUUAUACUUAUGCAAAACAAAGGAAGGAUGGAAACACACUUUGAAGUUGACAGUAUGCUGUGGUCUCUUUCUGAAAUAGCCGGUAAUGAGUCUUAUGUAGGAGGGACCUUCCCAGUCCCAGAUCAGAUCAAAUGGGAUCAUUUGUGUUCCCAUUGCUCUCCUAACACCUCUCCAGCACAGCAGAAGGGAAAACACUCACCUUUUCUAUCUGGGUGGUAAAGGGCAGGUAGAUGGAGGGCAUCCUUCUGCUCUCAAGGACAGAUAACCAUGAUGGUGAACAGAGCCAAAGAGUAGCUUGGGCUGAAGGCUAUCCUCUUGAGACUUUACCAGACAUGGGAACAGAUACAUCCAUCUUAGGGCGCUCACUGUAUACAUCCCUGAAGUGGGCUACUGAGAACUCUGGAGAGCAGAAAUGACUCCAGAGGGGUCUCUGAGCACACCACAGACACAUAGACCUUACAUUGGUGCUCAGGCUCUUGAUCCUUAGCGGGUUCUAGGAACAUGUAACAGUAAAUUUCUGGAAGCUUCAAGGCCUCUCCUAGGCUUGGUUGGGAGUGUGGAAUAGGGUGGUGGAAGGGCCAGUCAGUACCAAGAAACCUGGAAAAAGUGAUUUGAAAAGCUCUAACUGUGGCUCACAUCUGUGUUUGUAGCAACAGCUGGAGGAGUAUUCCAGCUGUCACCAAAAACUUAUGUAUCCUCUUGAGGAGUAUGCUGGGUACCCAAAUACAGGUACCUCUGAGCUAGCUGGAGGCCUUACAGGUUGUGCCCACCACUUGCACAUUGGCAUAUGCUGUGUAACAAGGCUUUUCAUUUUUAGACAGCCAGAUAAUGUCUGCCAGCCCCUCUCAGGUCUAGGCAUUGCCACUUAGGGCAUGGCUUUAAAAAUGGAGCUGGGACAAAGUGAGGUGGGGCUUCUAUCUCGGGCAGAAAAUAUAUAUAUAUAGCCAUUGCCUAGGUUUGGAAGUGAAGAGUAUUCAUCUCAACCAGGGUGGGGUCCUACUCGCUACCCAGCGUGGUGAGACCUGGAAGUUUCACCUAGUAAGACCUGGAGGCUGAAUCACCCUGUGCUGAAGAUUCGAUGCUCAGGGAAGGGGUGGCAUGGGGGCUUUGCUGAGACCAACCUGGUGUGACAUCCCUAUCUUUCCUCUGAAGGAGGGGCUGAGUCUUGCUACAUGCCUGCCAGUUCAGUGACAGGAGGCUUGAAUACCAAACUGGGUUUACACUGGAAAAAGCACGUUGCCUUCCUUUCCUUCCAACACAAACAACAUGACUAAUGAGGCUUCUGGAAAGAGAAUCUCUGGGGAAGAUAGGGCAGGGGCUAUAGGCAUUUGCUUGGGCAGGGGGUGAGAGCUGGCUAACAUCUGACUGUGCUGUGUGGGAACUGUUGCUGAAGGGUAGGGAGUUUACAAGGUGUCUCCCCCACCUCAUCUCAUUUGCUCAGUAGACCCCCAUAUGGCCCCAUCAGUCAUUUCUGGCUCCAGCCUUUCAGUGUUGGGCUGUGUGUUCCUUCAUUCCUCAUUGUAACAAAAUUCCUGACAACAACAGUUAAGGAAGAAAGGGUUUAUUUUGACUGAUAGUUCAAGGGUGUAGUCUGUCCUAGCCAGGGAAGCCUGAGGAUAGGAUGUGAGAUGGCUGGUCAUACCGUGUCUGUCUGCAGUCAGGACGCUGGGAGGGAGAAAGCUGGUUUCCUGUUUCACCCUUCGAAUUCAGUGCAAGCCCUCAGCCCAUGUUCAGAACGGAUCUUUCCUCCUCAUUUAAAUCUCUCAGGAAACACAUGCCCAGAGGUAGAGUCUCCUAUUUGACCUCAGACAGCUUUAGUUGACAAAAUUAACCCUUAACGGGAAAAUCGAGAUCUCAGAGGAAGCCCCAUCAAGCUGUCAAAAUGGUGUAUUUUAGACUCGUCUUUCAUUCUACUGUUUGACAGGGUAAUAAGCAAAAACAAGGCAUUGGCUUUUUUAAGUUCAGAGACAACUGAGAAGGCCUUUAGAACAAAGCAGUGCUUGGUUUUGAUUGGUCAUGUGUGCCUGUGAUAUUCUACCAGGUGUGGCAGCACAGUGAGCAGGUCAGGGUGUUGUCUUGCCCAGUACCCCAGAUACUGCUAUUUCUUUGUGCGGGGAAACCCUGUUUUGAAACAGUACCUCAGCCUCACUGUUAUAUCACCUUGUUGUGUCUGCUCAUCUGAACUCGCUGCUUCUGUGUGUGGCUUUAUGCCUGGCCUUCCUCCAUCCCAUCUCUGCUUCCUCCAGCCAUUGGUGAGCAUGUUUCACUAGCUUAUUUAUGCGAGGUCAACUUUAUUCUACUCCAAAUAUUGGUGAACAACCAUGCUUUUCUCUGAGCCUAGGUGACGUCACUUGGUAUAUUGUCCUAAAGUGUCAUACAUUUUGUUCCAGAUGUCAGGGACUUUUUUUUUCAAGGAUGAGUAGUAUUCUAUCACUUCUAUCAAUGUUUAUAUAUGUAAGAAUACACUAAUAUAUGUACAAUAGUAUACAGCUCUGUCACACGUGUGUAUGCUUGCAUACACACACACACACUUCAUUAUCCCCUGAUCCUUAGUUCAUUCAUGAGUCUGUGAGCUCCGAGGCUAACUCUGAAUAUCAGCUCCUGUGAACAGGGCUUCAUACACAUAGACAUAUUGACACCUCCUUGAUUGGCUGCUGUCUUUCCUUUGGAUAUAGAAGUGAGACAGCUGUAUCCUACAGAAGAUAACUAACUGUUCAGUAAUUUGAAGGUUUUUUUUUCCCCAUAGAGUUCUCCAUAAUGGCUCUACUAAUGCACAGUCCUGAGAUAAAAUGUAAACUGCAAGGACUGAACUAUGUCCCUCCCAUCCUCCCCAAAGCCACUUUGCAGGGUUGACCAGCCUGAAGGUGGACCUAGAUAUCAUAGACAGGGAAACGGUCUUGGUGGAUAGCUGUCUAAGGCAGGCUCCCAGUGAUGGGGAUUGGUGUUCUUGCCUGUGCACUCCAUCUGAAGAAUGACCUGGGGGGUCUCAUGUGGCAUGACUUCCUCCCCACCCACCCUGCGCAUCAUGGCUGUGGAGAUACUAUGUUGCUAGAAGAUUUUGGGUGAAGGAAGGCUGCAGAAAUGUCCCUGGACUUCUUGUUUAGGACCAACAAUGGGCAAUGGACCAAAGACUUUCCCGUUUUCUGCAUGCUAGACGGCCUCCUAAGUCUGAGUAAGUUCCCCACUCCCUCGAGUGCUGAGGAAACCAGGAGUGGUUGGGUGGAUGGGAAGGUACUGGGAAUGUUCAUUUCAUUGAUGCUCACAUAUUAUGGUUGAGACAAGGCCACGGGGAAGACUCCAGGGAAUGUGCCUUUGGAAAUGUCUGAGUGGCUUUCAGGAGAAAGUAUGGCCAUACACACAUGUACAGACACACUAUAGAUGCACACAGACCUCUCUCCCUAACACAAACAGUAGCCACAGCUAUGCACAUAGGAAUGCACCUAGAAAGGUGUGCAUAUGUGCGCACUAAACUAAAUCAGUACACAUAUACACACGUGAGCAUGCAUGGAAACUUGUGACUGUAGGUAGGUAGGUAGGUAGGUAGGUAGAUAGAUAGAUAGAUAGAUAGAUAGAUAGAUAGAUAGAUAGACAGGGAGAUAUAAAUAAAUGAUUACAGAUGAUAGAUAGAUAGAUAGAUAGAUAGAUAGAUAGAUAGAUAGAUGCCUCCAUAUCAACCUGGUUGGCCUGCAGGGCAGGAGCAACUCAAACUCAGCAUCUCAUGCUCCAGCUUACAAGCAUCGAGAGGUGUUCAUUGGUUCCUUAUCUGUACAAGGCCUGGACCUCUGAGAGACUCAGUCUGUGCUGCAGAGUGGCUAAGCUGAUGUAUCCUUUCCACCUCUGGGCAGUGCCACUUGGGGACCUAGGUGCAUGUCUUUUCCCUCUCAGACCCUGCUCACUACGGGUAGUGAUCUGCUGAAGACUACCUUCCACGGUUUCCCCAUGUCACCUAAUUCUCUGGCCAGGUCCAUGGGUGUGUCCCAGAGCCAGAGUAGACCCCUUCUCUUCUCGCCCUGCCUUUCUCUGUCCAAGUUGGCAUUCAAGCCACACCCACUGCUUCGUUUGUUUCAUUCAUUCAUUCAUUCAUUCAUUCAUUCGUAUGAAUAUGUUAUGUUGUAUGCAUAUUGUGUGGUAUGUGUGUGGUGCAUACAUGUAAGUGUGUGGGUGUGUAUACCCACGGAUGCGCGUGCUCAUAUGUGUGCAUGCCAAGGCCAGAGCAAGUGUCCUCCUCCCUCCCUCACUCUCUAUCUUAUUGCCUUGAGAAAGGGUUUCUCAGUGAACAGGAAGCUCUCAGACUCUACCUUUCCUUGCUUUCAUACUUGCUGCGGAAUGCUUGUAGAGCAAGCGCUGUUACCCACCAAGCCGUCCCCCGGCAGCCCUGUGCACAUGUAUCUUUAAUGACGGAAGUUUAGGAACUUGAUGUUUUAGCUAGCUGCUGGAAUUCUUUUCCUGAGAUUUGUCUGUGAGCUGGUUUUAAGAAUUGUGUAGAGACAGAGUUGUUCCCUGGACCGUUCCGUCCAUGUAGCUUCCCACAGAGGAGACCAGUGACUAGAAACACGGAGAGAAAGAGAGAGACGUGGUAUUUCACUGUAAAGAUCUUGCCUGUUGAUGGAAAUUCUUCCCAAUUUCAGGGCCCAGUGCUUCUUCGUGCAUCUUCUGCACCACGCCUCUACACCUCGAAAGUCUCCUGGCUAUCUGUUCUUCCAUGUGAUUCCUUUCUCUGCUGAAGCCUCUGUCAGCUCUCUGAGCAGGAUGUGGGUGGGAAGGUCCCUUCAGCUGCCCUCUGUGGACAGAGGAGCUGGCCAGCAUCUUUCGUAGUGUCUUUUCCCACCAGCCUGGAAGGACACUGCUCUUCUCUGGAGGGAAAGGCAGCAUUGCUAAACAAAAGCCCAUUGUCGCUUCUCUGAUUCCAUGGGUCAGAAGUCUACUUGGUUUUACAGGCUUUCAGGGCUGCUUGGCUCUGGGUAGCAAGCCCUUCCGUUUUCGUACCUCUUCCUCCUCUUUGAUCUUUUCUGCCUCCAGACUUUCUAAUAGGAGACUUGGACACCUGAGAUCUUCUCCCCACAUUGUAUCACCCCUAGGCCUUUCCUGUGUUCCCCUUCUGUGGGCUCCACCCUGCAAGUUUGCUGACUACUCUCUAGACCUGGCCUUUUUCACCACAUAACACAGCCCUGCAUCUUAAGACCUGAACACUGUGUUCAUCUUAAGCCUAUUUUGUCUCCUGGUUUUGUGUGGUCACUAUAGUGUUUCCUUAUAUGUUUUAGCAAGAUGAUGGAAUUUAGGAUUAUUAUAGUUCCUUUCUUCAUCCCCAAAUCAUUUCUGCCUUCUCAGAAUUAGCUGUGGAAUGUAUAUUUUCUGCCUCCCUUUUCUGUGCUUGGCUUUUUGUAGAUACCUGGUGAUCCUGUUUGUCCGGCUCUGUUACAUGGGAGGGAAGCUGGAGGUCUACAGCCAGAGAGCAGUAACUGGUCAGUGUUCAGGAAACAGUCAGAAUAUAGUAAAUGGUUAGGGUGUUGUAACUUGUCAACACACGAUAAAUGAUCAGUGUGUAGUGAUUGGUUAGGAUCUUUAAAGGUCCACAACCAGACAGGGUACAGCAAUGACCAGGGUGUAGAAUUUGUCAGUGCACAGUGAGGAGUCAAUAGGCAGUGACUUCUCUCUGGUAUUCAACCUGUGUUCCCUGAAAAUUGUGUGUGUGCGUGCGUGCGUGUGUGUGUGUGUGUGUGUGUGUGUGUGUGUGUGCACGCGCAUGUGCACACACAUAAGCCUCUUUGGAAGUGGGCUUCGAGCCUAGGGCCAAGCAGCCUCCCCCAGAAUGGGCUGGCCUGGUGAAUAUCAUAUCUGGAGCACUGUAGUGUCCAGACAUUUAGGCUAUGGUGCAUGGAGGUCCUCCCUCCAUUCUACCCCAUGCCACACCUAUUAUGUAUGCAGCCCUGACUUUCCCACAAGGGCAGGGGUCAUGGGCAUAAUUGGCUAACUGUUGAAGUCUAUGGAACCUGUCUUAGAAUAAUAUAAACACACAUGAGAUCCCUAAGAAAGCCAAUUAUAUUAAAUAUAGUUAUCAAAUGUUAAAAAAAAUAAAAACCAUUUUGAAUAAAGGGUAUGUUUGCGUCUUUAUUAAAGCAUUACAUGAAAAGCCUAGCUGUAGAAUGACUGUAAUUUGAAAUAAUGGUGAACAUAAGCAAUGUACUGUGAUAGCCAUAGAUCUGUAACUUGAUAUGAAAAUACCUGUGAUUUCUGUUGGUGACAAAGUCGCAGUCAUGGCUAAACUAUUGCGUUUAUGCCUUGCAUGCCUAAUUGAAAGCAGUAUUCACUUCUACCUAGAGAUACAUAAAAUAGAAGACCCCCUUCCCUUCUGUCUGGAUUCCCAUAGCUCAGGUAUAUGACAUAAGGGGAUUGUCUCUCUUUGGGCAGCACAUCAUGGCUUCUUCAGGUAACUGUCCUGGCAGCAGCAGUUAUUGGGGUCUAGGGGGUCCAGUCACCUGCAUCUUUGGUGAUGCAGCUCUUUGGCUAAGUACCCUUCCAUUAGCAGGCUCAAUGGAUGGCUCAAAUGGUGUCAACUGUUUGGCAUGGUGAGGGAAAGGAUACUCUACAGAUGGCUCCUCUCUUCUCCCCAGCUCACAGCACCAGAAUUUCCUUGGCCUGCCAGCUCUUGAACUUCAUUCUGCCACAGUCUAAUGUUUUUUUUUAAGGUCUUUUCGUUGUGUCCACAGCCCCUGGUGUCCCUUCCUGAAGCCUGUGGUGGUUCCCACUAGUCAGGUGAAUGUGCGGUUGGCUCCUCAGUUUGCACAGUUCACCUGCUCCUCUGGGUGCCAGACUCAGGUUCUUGGCAUUUUACCUGUAGUUUCUGUAAAGGGCACCAGCAUCACUGACUGCCAGCCCAGUAGGAGGGCUUAGCACCUGGGGGAGGAUCCUUUGGGUCUUUAAAAUUGGAGAUAUGCACAUGCUAUCCAGUGGGAAGGAAUUAAUUGGUGGGCCAUGAAUUUCUGUAGGAUCUUUCUUUUCCUUUUAUAAAUUCAGUUUGCAGAAAGAUUCCUCAAAUGGCUAGUUCUUUUUUAGAUAGUGAUCAGACUGGGGACAAAGCAAAUGUCAGGGGUGGGCCCUCUCUGAUUGCAGUCUCUUUGGGACCAAAUCUGGGUACAUGUGACGAGCACCCACCAAACCCUGGGCCCUUCGAAGUGGAACACACUGCUCCAGGUGAGGUGUGUAGGCCAGCGACCUUGGCAGAGGUCAGGCUUCUCAAGAUGGACAGGGCAGGAUCCUGAGGCUGCUGCAGGGAAGGCUUUGCCGGAAGAUUUGUAGGAGUACUUAAGAUGGUAAGGUGGGGGUUAUUAUUUCAUGGAAGGGCUCCAGGGAACUGCUUAAGAGAAAGCCAAGUCCCUCCCAUAGUAGAUUCUGAAUUGUUUAGUUGGUUAGCUGUUACAAGGUUCUUCUGGGUUGGGGUGGGAGUUCUAACUAACAAUGUCUCUUCAGGGGUUAGAGAGGGGUGUUAGCAGCCACAGAGACAAAUUGCUUUUGAACAGCCCCUCUUCUGCCCAGGUGUGAGCAUAGUAAAGUCUGGUCAGUCAGACAGCAUCAAGUUUGGUUGACCAGUUGGCUCUACUUCUAAUUGUUAUCUUGCUACUGCAGACUUCUGUUUCCCCAAGUACACCCUAAGAAGUUUGAUCUUUCUGACCUCCAAGAGCCCUUCAGAACUGGCCUCUUUUCUUGCAUGACAUGUGAAACAGAUGAGCCCCAGACCCCAGACAACGCACACCCUGACAUGCAACACAGGCUAAGCAUAGGUCCCUGGUUUCCUACCCAAAGCUCUGAGCUGAGCAUUUGAAAUCCGAUUCAGGCAAAAGUGCCUUCAGGCCUCCUGUGCUAGUCCUGGUGCUGUUGGCAUGGAGGGACCCUCUAAAAAAGGACAGCACUGCCUUUAGCUCUGUGCCUCCAGACACGAAUGCCGGCUCUUCCUUGCGGAAGAAUAGAGGCGGCGGCAGGGAAAUGCCUGCUGGCUUCCUCUGGGGCUGGCUGUGGGCAUCCACUGCCUGUGCCAUUGGGUGUCCCGCAGCUGGCUGGAGGCGGGCACACAGGAGGCCCAAGAUGCAAUGUGGUGGUGGGGAAGGCUGUGUGUUUCUGGUCGGCUGUGCUAUUUUCAAACCCCAUCGAAACCGCCUACGGAGAGCAGCCUGCCCUGAACCUGUCUAGCAGCACGUCAGCCCGCUGGUCCUCCUUGUGGUUCUGCAUUCUUCCCAGGACCCGGGGUAGGAGCCGGUUGGGGGCUGGGCUCGCUUCCCCCACUAGCGGCGCCAAACCGGCCGCUCUGCAGUGAGGCCCCAGCGCACCUAGGUGGAGCCCGACCCGCAGUUUUCAGCUGGACCAGCCCCACCUGACCCGCCGGCACGCCAGACGGGGGCGCUGCAGGGCGGCCAGGUCCCCCGGGUCCCCUCCGCGGCCCAGUGCGCAUCGGCAGCUCGGCGGCCCGGGCGCUGCACAGACGGCGGCGGCAGGCGCGGGCCAGAGUCCGAGGCAGCGCGGCCUGGCCGCCUGGGCCGACAGAGACCCACGCCGCGCUCCCGUUCCCGCCGCAGCUCGCCAAGACGCCGAGCCGAGCGGCGGGCGCGCGCCACCAGCACCGGAGCAGCAGCGUCCCGCGGGCGGCGAGGCGCGCAGCGUCUCCGGCCCCACCUGUCGGCGCGGCCACCCUCAGCGUCGCCCCCGGCGUCCCCAGCCAGCGCGGGCGGCUCGCGGCAGCGCUGGGCCCGGCCUCGUCCGGGCUGCGGCGGCGGAGGCGCGCUCUCCCGGCUGGGCGCGGAGGCCCGCACCGUCCCGGGCGAGGGGACCAGCCCAGCGGCUCCGGGCCGUGCAAGUUGGACUGCGGCGGACUCGGCCGGGCCGCUCGGGCCCCGGCGGCGGCGAUGGUGCUGCGGCUCCUCGAGCGGCGCGCAGCCCCGGCCCUGAAGCUGCCUCUGCGCGGCGGUGGCAGCGGCGGCGGAGCGGCCCCCUAAGCCCCCCGCCGGAGCCAGAGCGGGCAGCGGCGGCGGCGGAGCCGGAGAAGGCGGCGGCAGCGGCAACAGAGCAGUGGAGGAAGGCGACGCCGAUCUCUGGCGCGGGGCGACAGGCGACCAGAGCCGGGGCCGCGCCGGACCCCCAACCCGCCGGGCCGUUGCGCAAUCCGCGGCCGGUCUGGGCCCUGCUGGCGGCGCGGCUCCGGGGGCGGCGGCGGGGCUGAUUCAUGGGGCCGCGGCGGCCAGUCCCCCGCUCCCGGGCCCCCGGCGCCCCGCAGCGCGCGAUGGUGGCCGAGUGGCCGGAGCGGCGGCCGCCGCGGCCCGAGACUUUCUGCUAACCUCCCCGCCCCCGCCCGCCCCCUCCCCGGCGCCCUCCCCCGCGCCGUCCCCUCCCCCUGCCCAAAAGACACAGAUCGCCUCCCGGAGUGGCGCCUCCAGUCGCGGCGGAGCGCGGCGUUGGCGGCGGAUGGAGGGCGCGAUCGGGCGGCCAAAGCGGCUGCACCCAGCGGGGCGCUGAUGCGGCUCCUGGACCUUCGCUGCGCGACUUCGGGGGCGUCGGCCGAGUUGGCACUCCGCGAUGCAGCUCCUGAAGGCGCUCUGGGCACUCGCAGGGGCCGCGCUCUGCUGCUUCCUCGUCCUGGUGAUUCACGCGCAGUUCCUCAAAGAAGGUCAGCUGGCCGCUGGAACCUGUGAGAUUGUGACCCUAGACCGGGACAGCAGCCAGCCACGGAGGACGAUCGCCCGGCAGACAGCACGCUGUGCAUGCAGAAAGGGGCAGAUAGCAGGCACCACUCGAGCCCGGCCUGCUUGUGUGGACGCUCGAAUUAUCAAGACAAAGCAGUGGUGUGACAUGCUUCCUUGCCUGGAGGGGGAAGGCUGUGACUUGUUAAUCAACCGGUCAGGCUGGACUUGCACACAGCCCGGAGGGCGGAUAAAGACCACCACGGUAGAGAAGAACCAGACAUACCAGGAGCAUGGGCAGAGGAGGAGCCCGACAUACAGGGUAAAAAGAACCACCAUGCACGACGAAAUACUUCCCACAGGCAGACUGCCAAAAAGGAACGUCACAGAACAGGAGGAGGAGAAAAUCCUGCCUGCGACCCUGGAGCAGAGAUGGCCUCUCGCCCAGCAUCCCUGCACCUCAGAUCGAUUUAGCUACUUUCUGGACGUGACGUCCUCACAAGGACAAAGCAGACUGAAUUAAGAAGUGGUGUGAGCACUGAGGCGGUCCUUGCAGACCCAGUCUGCAGGAGCCCGGUGCCUGCGCCCUAACCCAGCUUUGUUCAGCACAAGUGAUGAAAGACCACAGUCAUUACUCGGAUCAGUGCGCGGUCCAUUCUCUGCUCGUCUGAGUCACCCUGUUCAUCACCACGGUAAUAGCUGGACAUUUUAAUGGAUUCCGUGCACAAACAAAAAUGUAUAUGGUGGUGCUGCAUCAAGUAGUAUUGUAAGCAGAGACAUCCUUCAUGCUCCUGGCGGAUAUGUGCCCGGAAACAAAAACAAACAAACAGAGGAGAUUGGUUUGACAGAGCUACGUUAUUUCUGUUGGCAUUUUUCAGGAGGAGAGGCAUUACGGCUGGUCCCUCUUUCCCGUAAUUGGUCUGCAUUCAUCUCAAUUUUCCUUAAAGCAGUUGUUCUUUGAAUUGUUUUUAAAUGCAUAAACGGCAAAUGGUCAGAACUGGGGGGAACUGGCUCAGUGCAGAGUGGAAGACAGAGCCUGUCAUAUGACACAGGUGGGUACAGGGUGAACUCACUGUCACAGGAAGGGCACUCCUCAUGAUAGUGGAGGUGAUCAACAGCUGGGCAGGCACUGAGCAGGCCUGAAAGUAGCACCGGGAUGGCUUAAGUGUUCCAGUGAGGUGAAGAUGAGAGGUCAGGCUCUAUUUAAGGACGGUGUUCCAAGACCAAGAGUAGGGCCAGGGAAAUAUAGUUUUUGCCCCUGUUGAAACUGGCCCACAUGCUCUGAGUGUUCCUGUCUUCCCAAUUCUAUUUCCCUGUCCGUCCCGUUCCUCAUCUCCCAGGUGCAUUGGUUGUAUGUUGGAAGCUAAGGAUGUAGGCUGAUUCAGCACAUGGUCCCCUGUGUUAAGAAGGUGUUGAAAGAACCCUCACAGGUCUCCAGAGGGCUCACUCUUUGGUGUUCGGUGAAUAUUAGUAAUUAUCUCGGUAUCUACUGCAAUGCUGAGAACAUAGGUAAGGCAAUACUUGUCCCCAGUGCUGCAGUACUGUGUCACCCAGACACAGCUGAGGGAGGCAGGGGGCUCCUGACUGGAAUGUCCUUCACCCAUGGGAGCCGGGGAUAGAGUCCCCACCAGAAGUGAGAUCUUGUUCUUUCAGAAAUGGCACCCCCUCAGGCCUCAUCCUUUCACAAUUCUGAGUGCUUGCUAUAGCCAUGAAAAAGGUGAAGCACCUUCAUAGGGCCCCGUGUCCUGACCAACCCUCUUCUAUGGCCUAGCUACCCCCUAGAUUUGAGGAAAGCAGGCUGUGGAAUGUUCCAGAAAGUUGUGUUAGAGACCUGUGAAAAGGUCCUAAAGUCAUCUCUUAAGUAGAACCCAGAAUGGUCAACUCGAAUAGGCUUCCCUGUACACAGUGAAGUUGAUACCCAGUUGACCACCCUAAGAUGUGACAAUUCCAGCCACUGAUACCUAUUGGGCCAGGCAUGAGUCCCCAACAGGUAACCCUGCUUCCCCCAGGAAGGGACCAAACUCCAUCUUGGCAGGUAAUGCUGGCUGAGUGCUCCUAGUAUGUUUCUUUGUGUUGUUUUAAUUUGGCUGUAGACUCUCUUAAGUAGAAAUGAUGUUUUUAUUAAGGCCAGAAGUAGAUGCAGGUCUCAGCUAUGUGGGAAAUACCAGGAUAUUGACUAUAAAGUUGGAAGAUAAAGUUAGCAUCUGUGUGUUCAUUAUGGAAGCUGUUGGGGCCAUGCCUUCUCACACCUUCCUGAGCUCUGACCCUGAGCCAGGCUAUCCCUUAGUCCCAGGCUCCCUGAGUUGGUCCUCAUUGUUAGAUAUACAUAUCUGACCCCCUGUCCUUAGCCAGUUCUGCGAGCUGAGUGAGCAGGAGUAGCCUUGCCUGUGGCAGACCCUUUGCAGUGGCCUCUGUGUGCUAUGGAGGUGAUGAAAUAUGAGCCUUCAGCAUAGGUGUUUGUCUAAGUUAGGGUUUCCAUUGCUAUGACAAAACACAGCAAUCAAGUUGGGGAGAAAAGUGUUUAUUUGUUUUACACUUCAAUAUCUUCAACAUCAACGGUAUUAGUCAGGAUUCUCAAAACUGAUGGAAUGAUUCUCAUUCAUAUAUAUAUAUAUAUAUAUAUAUAAUACACACACACACAUAAAUGGAAUUACAACGGCUUACAGGCUGCAGUCCAAUUAAUCUAACAAUAGCUAGCUAUGAGCAGAAAGUUUAAGAAUCUAGUAGUUGCUCAGUCCCACAAGGCUGGAUGUCUCAGCCAGUCUUCUGUAUAUGCUGGAAUCCUGAAGAAGUAGGCUCCAAUGCCAAGUGAAGGAAUGGAUGUGCUAGCAAGGCAGGGGCAAGAUAACGAAGAACAAAACCUUCCUUCUUUCUAUUGUGGUUAUAUAGGCUUCCAGGAGAGGGUGUGGCCCAGAUUAAAGGUGUGUCUUCCCACCUCAAGAUCUGGAUUAAAGGCAUAUGGCUUCCUGCCUCAAGAUGCAGAUCAGAGGCAUGCCCUUCAUUUCUGGAUUGUAGUUCAUUCUAGGUAUAGUCAAGUUGACAACCAACAAUAGCUGUCACAUUAUCAAAGGAAGUCAGAACAGGAACUCAAACAGGGUAGGAACCUAGAGGCAGGAGCUGAUUCAGAGGCCAUGGAGGGUGCUGCUUACUGGCUUGCACCCCAUGGCUUGCUCAGCCUGCUUUCUUAUAGAACCCAGGACCACCUUCCCGGGGGGGGGGGGGGUACCUCCCACAAUGGACUGAGACUUUCCCCAUCAAUCACUAAUUAAUAAAAUGCCCUACAGCCUGAUCUUAUGAAGGCUUUUCCCUCCUUUCAGAUUAUUCUAACUUGACAUAAAACACCAAUAGUGUUUGUGAUAUAUCUUUAAAAAUGAGAUUGAGGGAUUUGUGCCUCUAUCCACAUUGGUUUAAAUGUCAACUCUGUUAAGUCAGACACUCAGCAGGUGCAUCAAGUCCUAGGACAGCCUCUGCCCAAGCCCCAGCAGCAGCAGCAACAGCAUAGAUGACUUUGCAGAUCUCCCCCAUAAAUGCCCCAUCCCCUGCACUGGAACAUAAAUCUCAGCCUUAGCCUGCAGCAUACAUAAUAACACCUAGGCACAUUUUAAGAGAAGAGCCCUGUUCUGGGACUGAUGACCCUUCUAGGUCAGACUCAGACAUUCAUAGCCUGGGGAACUGACACUUCUAUGUCUCUGGGUAGGUGUCUGGUGGCAGUUGGGCUUCCUAAGCCUUGGUUUUCUUGUCUGGAGAAGGCAGGAGGGUUCCCUUAGCUCUCCUCUCCAGUUACUGGGAUAAGAAAGGAAAGGUAGAAGGAAAAGGCUUCUGAGACAUGAGGAAUCUCGGUAGGGAAGGUUAUUACCCUUUUACACCCCACAUAUUCUCGGAUGCUCCCAUCCCAGUGGCUGUGUAGGAUGAAGGAGCCUCUUCUGGGAAGCCUUCUCUUGAUGUGAUAGCAUUCAUGCAUUGGGAAUGGUCAGACUACUCUUUGUGUACCUGUAUCUCUCCAGCGUGUUGUUUGGAUCUGGUUGGAUCUGCUCUAUGUAUACAUGGCCAUCUCACAGGGCAUGAAGCCAAAUGGUAGGUUAGUUUUCAAAGAUGAGGUGAGAGAGCCUGGAAUUUAUUUUUUCACUAUGGGAGAAGUGGGACUUCUCAGUAACUAGAGGGAGAGGAAUCUUAAGCCCUUGGAGAUGCAGCCAUGAUUUGUAAAUUAAUGUCGUGGUUGGACUCAACAUGCCAGCUUCAUCUUCUGCCCAGCUUCCAGUUAGCAAGGAGGUUUGAAAUAAGAACUCAAAAUAUUGUCAAGCCUUAAGAGUAAGAAGAGACUCCCCAUGUCAGAUGUCCUUGAGCUCCUCAGAAGAGCCAACAGCCCAUGUCACCUCUGAACCAUGCUUUGACAAUUAGUCACAGUACAAAAGAACCUUAGGACAUCUUCCUCUUAGUGGGCUUAGUAUUGGGACACGUGAGGAUGGAGGUGACAGGAAAGUGGAUGACAUGGCACAGGAACCCUGCUCCAGCAAGUGGAGCAAUGGUGGGCUCAAGAGAGCUCGCUGGCAAUACUUAUGUGGUGGGCAGAGCCUCCUGUGUGGAGCAGAAACAAAGAGCUCAGAGUCUGUGGUCAUCCUAUCUGCUCUCUGACCUCUGAAGGAAGUGAAACUACAGAGCUGAAGCAGAACCCAACCUUGUAAUAGCAAGAACCCUACCCUGAGGCCACCUCUGACUAGCAAGAACCUGUUGGUGAUCACAUGACGAGAAGUGUUUCUUUACAUUUCCCAGUGUAUACCCAGGUCCAGCCUGGAAGAGGACACAGCAGUCCAUACCCAAGGGAGCAGAGAGAGUCUGAAGACUUGGCAGCCAAGCCUUCUUGGAAUGUAGGGCAGCUUUGCUCUCUGUCUGGUGGACUCGGGCCAUAGACUGGAGCUUGGUGAAUUGAGCUCCAUCUAUGAGAAGUGUGACCAGAAGAGAGGCCCAGGCAACCCUGGAGCAGCCCACUGGGCUCACACUGGUGGCCUCAGGUGUUGGCUGGAGACUCCGGAGUUGAACAUGGCCAUGUCUGUUAUUCCAGGAUAGCGUGGCAGAGAAGAGCCUGGACUAAAGACAGGCCCUUAUGCUUUCCCACAGAGACUUGUAGCACAUGCAAAAAACACUGAGGACCUAAGAGCAGAAUUCAAAUGUGUAUCGGAAGCUACAAAUAAUAGAAUUGUCACCACAGAAAAUGGAAACGACUUCGUGAGAGCAAUAUUAAAGACGGGAAACAGCAAAGUGGAACGAAAUGGGGAGGUGGCAGAUUUGGAGGCCAGAGAAGAGACAAAGAGCCUGAGAGUAGGGGUGCUGCCUGGGAGAACCCUGACAUCAGGAAGUAAAAAGAUGAGCCUAUGGCUGAAGUAUGGUGUUAGAAAGAAACACUCUAUCCCCACCCCACCCCUCACCCCCAGGCAGAAGUAAGUCCCAGCUAGGGCAGGAACUCAACUGGAUCUGCCAUCACAGGACAUGCCUGGCUUGGAUGAAUGAAGGAAACCUGUGUGACAGCUGUUUAGAUGACACUGAAGAAAGGGAAGAUGGAAGAGCGAGAUUCACAGAACCAACGCAGACAGAGUCUUGUGAGCCCAGGGAUACCUGAAGCCAGAAGAUGAGAGGACUUUCACCGAGAUAGGCCAAAACACAAUCUCCCUCGUGGACUCAGCCUUAUUUCUAAUUGCUUUGGACAAAGGUAGUAACUAGGAGCAGUUUCCAUGACUGGGAAUGUAUAACCCCACAUAGUGUUCCCACAAAGGUGAAUAAAAGAUCAAUAAAGCGAGACUCGGAAAUCAGGAGAUGAAAAAGUUCACGUGAGGGAAGACUGAUGCCCACCACUGACGCCAGUCACAGGCCAUGAUGGACACAUACCUAAAACCCCAGCACUAAGGAAACCGAGGCAGGAAGAUCUCCAGCCUGAAGCCACCCCGUUGCUACACAGUUGCAUGCAAACUCCCAUUCCUGCUCCUUGAUUUGCUCUGACUUAUGCAAAGCUCCCCUUAUGUAAAUGAUGCUUUAGUGUCACCUGUGGUUGAUUAAGGAUGGCCAGAGAACAACCAGCAGCAGUGUGGGAAGGAUCACGCCAGCCCAUCCUCAGUGCAGGAUCAUUCCUCUUUGUGGUCAAAGGUUUCCAGGAUGGCUUCUGUCCUUUGGGAAAUGGACUCCUUGAUUUUAUUGGCAUUAAAAAUACCAAUAGAACUAAGCCUGUUUUCUGAUAAAGCACCACAAAUAAAAGAAGCAAAAAAGGAUCAGAGGAGAUGUGCAAAAUGAGUGGAUCCAGGAGAGAAGGGUAGCCAGAAGCCAUUACAGAGCAUUACGUAUGGCAGGAACCUUGCCUGUAAAAACAGUACAUGUAAAUGGACCAGUUGUCUCUAUUUAAAAAGCAAAGACUGUCCAGGUCAGUUGUUCAAGAUAGCAAUGGUCCAGAGCUGUCCAAAGGCACUCUAAGCAACACAGGAAGAGUUUAAGGUGAAGAUAAAGUUAUACCAAGUUAUGGAAACGAAAGGAAAACAAAAAGUGAGAUAUAAGAAAUUGGAACAUUAUGAUGUCAUAUAUCAGUACAGUUAGUUCAUGACAUAUAUUUGCUUGUGCAUUGUAGUUCAAUGAAGUGAAAAUAAAGAGUAAUAUCUGGGACCUCCACAGAUGACAAGCAUGCCAGGGACACAGAUGAGGUAACAUGAUUGCAGAUGGAAUGAACAGAAUUGAAGUUGAGAUAACACUGGGCUUUGAAUCUGAGAGUUAUGUGCAUCUGUUAGGUCUGAAUAAUUGCCAGAAAGAGCUGGAGUAGGGAGAAGCAGGGCCUAGGUCCUGUGAAGCACACCUUCCCACAGAGGCUUUUGCCAUUACCUGUGGAAACUGGUGUAUGAACAAGGAUGUUGCUAAUGUGUUAUUUUCAAAAUCUCCACAAAAAUAUCAUCCUAGACAGAAGAGGUGUGCCAGCCUUCCUUCCAAACUAAACCAGGAGCUGUGCUUCCUUAAGGCCACAGAGAGUUGAAACCAAGUUGCCAUGCAGCAGUUCACAGUCUAACUCAGAGGUGACCUGGCUCUCAGGGCCUCCAUCUGUGUGCGGAUAGAACAAGCAAGAUGCUACCCCCAGGGUUGGUGCCACAAGUGAGUCAUCACCUGAUGUGAUGUCUGAACUGGGCAGUAUGUUGGGCAGUCACCCAUGGAAUUCAGGUCCCAUUUAAGAUGAAGUAGAAAGAACUCAGUGUGCCCAGUAAACAAUGUUCUGGUGUGAGUGGGGGGUAUCGUUACAAAUCAGAAACAAUGAAAAGUGUUUUAAAAAUUAAUUAACUAAUUAAUUAAUUUAAAAUAAAUAACCACUCUCCAAGGAAAGAAAAAAAAAGCAUCAAAAUUAAUUAGCCUAAAAAGAAACACCUGGAAUUGGUUGCUCUACCUUUGAUAAUCUUAUAUAGACAUGAUUUUUUUAACCUCCAUUUAGCCCACAUUUUUAAGGCCCGAAAGUAAAUUUAGGGAGAGGAUGUCAGGCUCGCACUUAGACUGUUUAUACACUCAGGAGCUUCCGCCACAGUCGUCAGGAUCCCGGGGCUUUGGAUGCGUGCAUGGGUUUUGGUUUUUGGGGUUUUUUUUUGUUUUGUUUUGUUUUGUGUUUUCUGUGCAGAAAAUUACUAAACAUAUAACAGAAUGGGGAGAAAUGUUAUUCUCCUGGAAACCUUCUAGGAUGAGGGAGUUUGAUGGGCACGUUUAGCAUGCAGGCUCUUCCACCUAAAUACUGAGACACAUGAGAAACUCCCGGGCUUAUUUGGGAGCCUUGGAAGUCCUGAUUGCAGGUGUGUCCUCGAGAAUGGAAAGGCAACAGCACUCGUCUCUGCAAGGUCUGAGGCUGGUGACUCGGCUAUGCUGGGCAUAGGACUCACCCAGCUGAGUACCCUUGGGGCCUGAGUUCUCAGCUCCCUGAGGCACUGUAGACACAUCUGGGUUCCUGCCCCAAGCAUGCCUUUGCCAGUGGCACCUAUAAGAAACCACCAUAUCCUGGACUCUGCAGUCUUUGAAAAGUAAGACAAAGCCAGUGGCCACAAAGUAGGGCUUAUAGGAGGGAUGAAGUUAUACUUUAAUAUUUCAAAUUCACGUAGUAUAAAAGACCGCAAUAACUUGUAUCCAAAAAAAAAAAAAAAAAAUGGAGUUUCCCCUGUAGCCAAUGUACCUGAAAGGCAGCAGGCACAGAGUAAUUACACUGGUAAAUAGUGAAAUGCAACUGAACAGCACCAAUGGCCUCAGAGUGGGUCUUGCCUUGUGCUGUGUCCAUGUAAAACCAGAGGUAUCAAUUGUCCCGCAGGCAGGUACAGGCCUGGAGGGAAGCCAUUUAGGUAGGAGCUUAGGCCACCACCUCUGAUCACUCAUUGGACAUUCUUGAAAACCAGACCCAAGGCCGUGAAUAUGUGAGAUGAGAAAUGAAACCUUAAUGAGCAUCAGAAACUCAGCUCAAUGCUUCAGAAGUAAUAGAUUGGACCUACUACCACUGUAUUUAGUUUGGAGGGUUAUGUGCCCAUACACACCCUAUAGUGUUUGACAAGCAGCAAUCCAUAGACCAGACCCAGCUGCUCCAGUUUUAGCUAAAGCCAUGGAAGGGCUCACUUGUGCUCACUCACACAUCUGAUGCUGUUACUCCCAUUAAGUGUUCGAGGAAAUCCCUUGAGACUUUACAAAGGGUUUUACACUUUAUCACUGUAGUUCAGUCAGAGGGGGAUACAUGUCCUUGCCCUGCCACAGAAGACAUGUGACUUCAAAGUUGGCAUGGACCCAAAGGUCACACAUGACCCAAAGGUUAUGUGUGGGUACCUGGUUCUGAGCUUGAGACUCCAGCCAGGCCUGAGCCCUGGCUUCUGCCACUGGCCCUCAUGAGAUGAGGUGAAAAUCAUGUAGACCAAGUCCCAGGUUCUUAAUUAAAGCCUGGCAGUGGUUAGUGUUUGUUAUCACUGUUUCCUCAGCCAUGGAACAAACCAUAUGUCCCUGAAAUGGAGCGAAGGGUUCCUAAGAAUUGUAUCUGGGGCACAUCCGUGGUUCAGAGCAUCAGCGAUUGCAGGGAGAAUCUUAGUAUUUUCAGGAAAAGUCAGGUUGGAUCCUUACCGCAUACUGUGUCCCAGCUGAAAUUCCCUAGGGACUGCAGAAUGGAAUGAGACAGAGGUGGUAAAGACAAAGCACAGAUGAGCGCUGAAGUAAGUUCAGAGGGAGGAAGAGGCUGCAAGUUCAAACCCAGCCUGCAAAAUCAAUCCAUACCCACAGUGCAUGCUCCCUGAGACGGUGAGCUGCAGUGUUCCCUAUGAAUGCAGGAAGUACUACAAGCGGCAGAUGCAUGAGUGCACCCGACCUCUCCUGCAGCCUGGCUCUGUGGCAUGGCUUACACACUGCAGCUGCCAAGCAUUGCAAGUACCACAAACCUAUAUCCUGGGGAGAGGAACCUAUGGGCUGAAGGUACAAGUCCAUAGCAGAUCAUAUGUCUACAAUGUAUAGCAACCUUGGUUUAACUCACUCCUCCCUCCCCCUCAAAACAAUCAGUGUGCCAAAUAUAUGUUCUACUGAAAACAUUUUGAUCUGUAACCCAUCAUAAAGCUUUAAAAAAAAAUCACAGGAAGAGCCGUGGUAAUCUUGAGAUGGGUUGGAACAGCUGACAAGCAGGCUUACCAUGUGGUCCAAAGACAGUUCCCCAGAGGAAAAGGGGUAAGGUAUGUGAAUAGCGAAUUCCCACAAUACACGGCAGGAAUGCACAAGAAAUGCGGAGAUUCUUCUCAGACAAUAGCUGAUCAAAAGACAAACGAGGCAUCAGUCAUCGGGACAUUACGGUUGGUUCUAUUUCCUUCCAACGACCUCUAUGACCUUCUGGAAGAUACUAGUAGAUAAAAGCCCAUCAUUCUUUUGGAAGGCAAAUGGGCAAUAUCCAUCUGGAUAACCACAAGUGCUUAUGGUACUUGGAACCCAUAUAGCCAUUGCUCUAGCCUAGAGUUGGCACAGGAUCCAAAGGUCCCCUCCUUAUGUCUUUCUACCCACAAAAGAGGAGUAGCUGUCCACACAUGUGCACACUUACUCAUCGAGGCAUUGUUGAAAGAGCCAACAGAUGGAGACGGUCAGGUGUCCAUCAGUGGCUGGUGAGUAAGUAACGGCAGCUGUGAAGAAGAUUGGCUGCUGAUGCUUGCUCCCAUGUGGUACAUCUCGCACCUCACACUGAGUACUGUGUGGUGGAUUGAAUAUACUUGGCACUAUUAGGAGGUGUGGUCUUGAUGGAGUAGGUAUGGCCUUGUUAGAAGUGCAUCAGGUGGCUUUUGAAGUCUUAUGCUCAAGGUCCACCCACUGAGGAAGAAAACCUCUGUGGCCUUCAGAUCCGGAUGCAGAACUCUUGGCUCCACCUGCACCUUGCCUGCCUGGAUUCUGCCAUGCUGUCUGCCGUAAUGAUAAUGGGCUGGACAUCUGAACCUGUAAGCCAGCUCCAAUUAAAUGUUAUCCUUUAUAAGAGUUGCCUUGGUCAUGGUGCCUCUUCACAGCAAUGAAACCCUAACUAAAACAUACUACUGAAUGCCUCUGCCUCUAUAAAAUGUCCAGUUUGAGCAGACCACAAAGAUAGGGAAAUGGGUAAUGGCUGAUGGUGUGCUGUCUCAUUGAGGAGACAAAAUUAAGCUAAAUCAGACUAUGGAGUGAUUGCCUGGCCCUGUGACUAUACUAAAAUCCAUUGGUUUAAAAGGACUCAUGAUUAAAUAUCAUGAGAUACUUAACAGUGUCUCAGGGAAACAGCUACAGUGGGCAUACAGAUGUUGUGUCUUCCAUCCAUGGAAAUUCUCCCUGCAUCAUCUCACCAGCCUGACCUCAGAAGCCCUCUUCUGAUGCCCUGCAGUGUGGUGGAGACCAGCUUGAUGGGAUCAUAACAUCUCUUUUCCACCUUGUGUUCUGCUCAGGACCCUGGAAUCUAGCCACAAAGAGGUGGCCGUACCACCCCUAGUGGCCGUCCUGCAUAGAAAGGGAUAUGAGAAGGACCCUUGGAAAGUGGUCACGUUGAUGGCAGACUAUAGAAGCAGAGUGACCAUGUAACUGAGGAGGGUUUGGCUACAGUGGUGGGCACCAAGGUGCCUUACAGGAGGCAUGUCUGAUUCUAGUUCUGUCACCAUUGGUCUUAGGGUUCAUAAGUCUGGCCAGCUAACAGCUGAGCAGCCUCAGUAGCCCUCAGUGAUGUUGGCUGAGUCUUGUUUUCAGGACUGACAGAGGGACCAGGUGUUACACAGGCUCUGUUCCAGCAGAGACAGGAGAGGCAGAGUUGCAUCAUGGCUGCAGACCGAAGGGUAAGAGGCCAAGUCAUGACGCAUGUCCUUCACUUGUCAAGGCCCCUUGUGCCAUUUCAAAGGUAUCAAGGUGUGGGGAGGUUGGAACCUGACCUAGUCCAGGGUGUGGCUGAUUACCUCCUGAGGCAUAAGAUGGAGAUGAGUCCAUAUAUCACUGCAGGUACAGCAUCGGAUCACAUGGAAAGCAUGUGCCCCAGGGAAAGCUCUGCCCCAUCCUCUCACUCUAUGGUUACUACUGAGGCUGGAACCUUACUCCAUAGUCAAGGUGGGAGUGUGUAAGAGUAAGUGGUGGGGAAAAUGGUUUCCGCCUAUAGUGACCAAGGCCCACAUCACCAUGAAGGGCCUGCUUAUGGUCUCCAUCCAUCCUGAAACAGAGGAGAAAAACCUGCUUCUCCGGUACCCAAGAUUCCGUGAAGAUCAGGCUAAUAGGAGGGACAAUAGGUAGGUCAUGCUGGAUCUAUAAGUGGCCUGAUAUCAAAGUUCACCAGCUCUGCCUACUGGGGAAACUGAGUUCCCUUCUGGAGUGUUGCAGAGGCAGGGGUUCUCAUUUAGGAAGGCAUGUGAACUAAAGGCCUGGAGCAUAGUGCUUACUGUCAACUCAACUCUUAGAAGAACAGGGCACCUCAGUUGACUGGCCCCUCUGUAGGUUGAGGUAUAGCUCUCUCAGUGAGGUACACAGAUCCCAGCUAUACGACUGUGGAUUGUAGGCUCAGCAAACUCAUGGGGCCACAGAUAUCAGAAGACAUUUCCCACCAUCCUUUAUCCCCAGGCUCACCACUGGGCUGGAAGCUUUUAUUCUUGAACCUGUGACUCAAGAUCCAAGAUAGCAAAGGUGAGCCAGAUACCUGCCCUUAAGACCCUGUCUUAGCUCCCAUAAGGAUCUGUACUCCUGGAGGUAUGCAGAGUGCCUCAGCCUCUACCUCUGUCCCUCCAAGAUCCUUUGCUGUGGAUCCUGUGAGGAAAGAUGUCAGGCCCACAGGCCUCACCAGGUACCAUCUUCACUGCUGACAGUCAAUUAAGUGGGAUAGGAGGCUAAAGUUAGGGGUGUGACAGCUCACUAUGCUCACACCUAACAUCAUUAUUCCAAUUUAAAAUGUAAGAAGCUAGCUCCUCAUGAGCUGGGUGGAUUAGUUCUCUAUUGCCGAGUAACGAAUCCACAGACUUAACAACUCUUCUUGGCAUGCCUCUGUGGUCAUAGGGUCCCACUGCCAGAUGGCUUCUCUAGCUAGUAUACACUAUAACUGCAUGUACACAGAUAUACGCCCCCCAAAACAUACACAUUCAUACACAUACCUCACUCAAAUGCAUGUAUGUGUACUAUCUCAGUUAUAUGUGUACACACAGGCACAUGGACUGCAUACACACAUGAUCCAUACAUGUAUAUAUCGUACUUGCAAUUACAUAUAUGUACAUACUACUCCCAUAUGUGCACACACAUGCAUCACGCCUGCUUUUAUUCACAGGUACAUUCACACACACACAAUGCCAAUAUUUUUCCAUAGAAUCUGCUAUGGAAUUUUUGGUUUUAUUUGUUUUUGUUUUUUUGUCUGAUUGGUUUGUUUUGGGGUUUUGUUGUUUUUUGGUUUUGGUUGUUUUGUUUUGUUUUUAGUUAAUCUUAUAUCCAACCACUUUCCUAAAGGUGUUUAUCAGCCAUAGAUGCUCCCUGGUAGAACAUUUGGGGUCACUUAUGUACACUAUCAUAUCAUCUGUAAAUAGUGAUGCUUUGACGUCUCCCUUUCCAACUUGUAUCCCCUUGAUCUCCUUUAGUUGUCUUAUUGUUCCAGAUAGAACUUCUAGUACUAUAUUGAGCAGAUAUGGAGAGAAUAAAGAGCCUUGUUUUAUUCCCAAUUUUAAUGGAAUUGCUUUAAGUUUCUCUCCAGUUAAUUUUAUGAUGCUGUCUGUAGGCUUGCUGUAUGUUGUUGGGUUUAUUAUGUCUAAGUGUGUCCCUUGUGUCCCUGAUCUCUCCAAGACUUUUAUCAUAAAGAAGAGUUGGAUUUUGUCAAAGACUUUUUCAUCAUCGUGCACGUGUGUGUGUGUGUUUGUGUGUGUGUGUGUGUGUGUGUGUGUGUGUGUGUGUGUGUGUGUUGCUUUCGGUUUGUUUAUGUGGUGGGUUAUAUUGACAGAUUUCCAUAUGUUAAGACAUCCCUGCAUCCCUGGGAUGAAGCCUAUUUGAUCAUAGUGGAUGAUCUUUUUGAUGUGAUCUUGGAUUCAGUUUGUGAUAAUUUUAUUGAGUAUUCUUGCAUUAAUGUUCAUGAGGAAAAUUGAUCUGUAAUUCUUUUUCUUUGCUGAGUCUUUGUGUGGUUUGUGUAGCAGGUGACUGGAGCCUCAUAAAAUGAAUUUAGCAAUGUUUCUUUGUUUCCGUUCUAUAGAAUAAUUUGAGGAGCAUUGGUUUUAACUCCUCUUUGAAAGUCUGGUGGAAUUCUGUGCUAAAACCAUCUGGCUCUGGGUGUUUUGUUGGUGUUGGUGUUGGUGUUUGACCCACAGGUUGACAACUACUACUCUGAGCAUCCUGCCUGCUGGGCUUCAGUCUCAGCCAAACAUAACCGUUGACCCAUCUUCAAGAUACUACAUAGAGACCCUGAGGUGGUCAAUGCUAAUCUAAUCUAGCAGCAACACCCCAACUCGUCUCAGAUGCAAGGGCCUGUAGCACUUGAGUCCUGCCUGGUUUUGUGGGAUUCAUAUAGUGAUAAUGUGGGAGACCCAUUUGGCACAGAUGGAUAGAUGGCUCCUAACAGCUGAAACUUAUCUUGUAACAGCUCUAAAUGCAAAACUCCUCUGAGAUGAGGGUGUACACAGAGCUAACUCCCUUAGUAGCCUCUGGGGAGGAAGACCCUUCCCAUCUUGCCCAGGCUCUGGUGGCCAUAACAUUCAUUGGCUCAUGACUGCACCAUCUCAGUCUCUGCCUCUGGCUUUAUGAAGCUGUUUCUAACUGUCCUGUCUAGAUCUGUGUUCAAACCUUGAAUUCUACCCUUGUAACAACACCAGUCAUUAGGUUAGGGUCCUCCAUAAUCCAGUGGGACUAUAUCUAGCCUUGAUUACAUCUGCUAGAACCAACAAGAUCAGGGGUAGACAGGUCAUCCCUCUAGAGGGUACCAAGAGUAAUCUGGUGCAAUCUCUGUGUACAGUCACAGAGACAUGAGGGCCCAGGUGGCGUUCUGACAUCCACACAACCUCAGCUUGUCUCCAAGACUAGCUGCACAUAAAGAGCCCUCUCCCUGAGAAGAGAAUCAGCCUCCACUCCUCUCUGGUUCUCUCCUUAUUAAGGAGUUUGUUUAUGGAAGAUCAAUAAAUAUUUGAUGGAAGGAUGAAUAACUGUGGGCAGAUUCCUCGAGCAAGCCCAAGGCCUUCCUCUGGGCCUCCUACGAUUCCUGAACAUAGCUCUGAGUCCCGGUGGGCUCUGUACUGCUUCAGUGAUCACACCCCAUUUUUAUAAGUGUGUGGAGACGUUACUUGCUAAUUUUAUCAGGGCUGCCGUUUGCCAUUGGGCAGUUAGAGGCUGCAGACCUAUACUGAGUUCUGCCUACAGAGUGGUGGCCCUGGGUCUUGGUCAAUCUCCAGAGCGCCUGUCUUUGGUUGUUGAGAAAGGCUAUUCUGAGAUAACCCUCGGUCACUGGCACUUCCUGAGAGAGGAGCUUUAUGUCCUGCAGAUGAGUGCUGGCCCUCAGGUGGCAGGGUGAUGCUGCUUACUGUAGGUCUCCACUGGACUCAAAGCAAAGCUGGCUAUGGUGUAGCUCCACCUUUGGAGAACUGGUAGAGCAGUCCUGGGAGUGGGAGGCAGUGCCUUUCCUAAGCCCAGUGCCUUUCCUGAAACCUGCAGUUGCUUCUGCUACUGUAUGUUGGGGAAUUUCUAUUUAGGUAGCCCUAAGCAUUAGAGCCCAGCUUACUUACGCUAACUACCUUAAACACCUGUCUGAAAAUACAGAGCUGACCUAACUCUCUCACAAACCAUGAGUGUCCCGCUGCAUUCUCAACCAGCCUGGAAGGGCAGGAGGUAGCUCCAUGGUGUUCCUGAAACCACCAUCAGCCAGAGAUGGUAUCCGGGAUGCUUUGAAUCUAAGUACAAAUGACUCCAUACUCAGUUCUGUCACUGUGAAGGUUCAUUGUGCAGGAAACAUCUUUGCUGUCUACAGUGACCCAUCAGAACCCUCAUCCAGUUGUUAGCAUACUAUCAAAGUGCACAUGGUACCCCAUAUUCCUGUGUGUUGACUUCAGAAACAACCCAGGGCCUUUGAAUGAGCCCUGUUACCAUUUUCAGCAAAUGCCUAUCCUAUUAUUUUGAGGUAAAGCAGUCCCUGUUGCCAUGUGCCCUUUCAAGUCCACUACAGUCAUUGUGAGUGCUGAGCUAGAGUCUACACGAUUUCAAAAUGAUCUCAUGCCUACUCAGUGGCUCUGUUGUCUUGAGCCCACAGUCAAACUGUUGCCCCAGAAGUGCGUCUGGGUACUAGCACUGCAGGAAAUGGUCUGGAGAAGUGCCACCUAACAGCUGCUUGCGUCUGGUGGCUUCUUACUUUGGUCUUUCUCCCCUGGGUCAAAUGAGCAGGGCAGGUUGCAGGCUGACCUUUCUUGCCCUCAUCCCACUAAAGCAUUCAUGUAGCCCAAUGCAUGUUCUCUGGAGCUAAGUCACAGUGGUGGGUAUAGAACUCUCUGUUUGGUAUCCCAUCAGGACAUGGUGCCUCUGGAGGAAGGCAGACUUCUCUUUUGGAGACAAUGGUCUUUUGCCAACUGGCAAUUACUGCUCUCCCAGAUGUUAAUAAAAUGCUAGCAAGUCUAGAGUGGAUCCACUUGGCCAUGAAGGUUUGAAGGCUGGACUCCCUAUUAAGUGCCCCAAGACUGCAAGAGUCGCCAGAGAAGAGACACCCCAGAACAUCAAGUGUAGCAGAGACACUCCAGAAUGUUAGGAGGGACAGAGACAUUUCAGAACAUUACCUAUUGUCUUUUUCAACAUGGGCUACCACCUUCUGGUUCUUUAGUAACUGAUGAUGUAGAUAUGUUUGGACCUGGGGAAACAGAGGUAUAAGGAAGCCAAAAAACAAUCUGCAGCACAGCACUGAGCCUAGAAGGUACGCACUGCCCUGGGAAAGAGGCUACCCUUGGCCCUGUUGUGUGUCAGGUAGCUCAGAUCAUCAAGAACAAAGUAAGAGGGAGCCAGAAAAGAUUAGGAAGGUCAUAAAAAGAUAUACUGGUUCUCAUCUCUGAAGCCCGGUGGUCACCAUGGUAUUGGGACUUGAUGCCUCAGACCUGUGGUUCUCAACCUUCCUAAUGCUGCAACCCUUUAGUACAGCCCUUGAGCCAGCAUCAAAUUGUCCCAGAAGUGCCUCUGGGCACUAGCACUGCAGGAAAUGGUCUGGAGAAGUGCCACCUGACAGCUGCUUGCUUCUGCUUGCUUCUGGUGGCUUCUUACUUUGGUCUUUCUCUCUUGGGUCAUAAAUUAUUACCUCCAACCAUAAAAUGAUUUUCAUUGCUACUCAUAUCUGUAAUUUUGCUAAAUAUCUGAUAUGUGACCCCACCACCAAGGGUUCAAGACCCACAGGUUGAAAACUGCUGUCUUAGAUUCAAAUAAGCUGUGAAUUUGGGCUAAGGCUAGACAAGGCGUGGGUGGACACCAGCAGAACUCAAUGCCAAAGGAGAUGCUGCUGCCAGCGUGGCCAGAUGUGCUCUAUCAUCCAGACAUAAACAAAAGGUCUGAGUUGGUCAGGGUCCUGAACAUCCUGAUUCCCCACUCUCCAGAGCUCUCACUGGGUGUCUGAGACAAACACACCUUGGUCCAUCCUUCUGGUGUUUUGUGAUUGCUGCAAUAAAAAGCAUGUGCCCCCAUGGUCAACUCAUGUUUUAUGAUUUUUCAAUUGAAUCACAAACUCUGUCAGUUCUCUGUGGAUCUGAGGCUUGACAGGUGUCAAACCUCGGCUCCUUAUGAGUUCUGUUUUCCUUCAGGAGAUGGAACAAUCCAGAAAAGAAAUGAGAUCGCAGGGAAUCGGCUGCUGCCGAAUUCCACUCCUUGUGCCUUCCUGAUUUUACAGGGACUUCCCGUGGGGUCUUCCUCUCAAAGCAACGUGCACCUUCAUGAGACAGACACACCCUCACCACAUUGGCUCAUGAAACUCUUAAUGAGGAUAGCCCAAGUCAGACUCAUGGCAGAGCAGAAAGCUUGUUUUUGCAUGGUGCUUUUGCUGUGGGCAUAUCGAAGGCAAACCUUGUUGUCAAGUUAGAGAGGGUGAUCAGCUGCAGCACUCUCACCAGCCCUGAGGCCAUAGAAGUGCCCAAGUCAUGUCCUUUGAUAGGAGCCAUGUCCAUAUGUCACCACACUGUUAUCCUUCACUCAGAAAGGAGCUGCAAGCUCCAUCUUGCAUGAGUUGACUGUUCCAAAUCAACAGCCUCAAGAUUCACUAGAAUCAUUCUUAGAGAUAUUACCAUCAGUGUUCAGGUCUAAAAACCCAGAACAGCCUCGCAUCAUGAAGACAACAGCAACCCACACCCUUGAGGUGGCUCUGACUAAACCAAAAUAUUCUGCUCAGGUGGGAGCAUGGAGCCAUCACUCUGCCUAGACUGGUUAUAGAGGGAAGUCUCAUGAAUCUUGAACCUGGGACUCCUAUGCCAGGAUGAGUGACAUAGGUGCCAGUCCCUGGAGUCCCAUAGUGCUCCUCAUUAAGAAGGCCUGAUGACUGGGCUUGUGACUAUUGGUCUUGUCAACUUGACACAACCUAGAAUCAUCUGAGGAGUCUCCAUGAUAAGUCGUCUACAUUGGGUUUGCUUAUGGUUGUGUCUAUAGGGGAUUGUAUUAAAACAGGUAAUUGGUGUGGAAAGAUCCUGUCGACUAUGGGCAGUACUACUCCCUAGAAACCGAGUUCUGAACUCUAUACGAGGGGAAAUUAAGCUAAGUACAAGUAAUUGGGCAUUGGAUACUCAUUUCCCUUUGCUCUUCAAUGUGGAUGUGAUGUGACCCACUGCCCUAAGUUCCUGCUUUGACAUAUUCACAGCGAUGAACUGUGACCUGGAAUUGUAAGCCAAAAGAAUGCCUUUCCCCAUAAAAUUGUUUUUUGUCCAGAUCUUUUAUCACAACAACAGAAAUUAGAUUAGGACAGGGCUCGCCUCUGCUGACAAAGGUUGUUUUACCUCUAAGUUCAGUUCCUGUCCAACAGAGCAACAACAGCAUCAUCCUAGGAACUGUGGUCAACACGUGCUGGAGCUUAGGAUAUGGGCACAGAGAUGACCUCUCUGUCUAGAGUGUUGAUGGGGUCAGGGAAAUGCUCAGCACCACCACUGAUGUGGUGUCAGGUCUGACCUUCAAGAAAGAGGGUAUUGUAGUCAGAGUGAACAGGUACCUAUGAUGUCAAGGUGGACUGAGGUCCUCCGACAUGCAUGCCGUGAGUUCAGCUUGAAGACCUUGUCAGGACUGCUUCAGCUACUGACAGGGGUGGAUAUCUGGGUAAAGAGUCCUCUGUAGUAUCUUGUUGAUGAAGCAGAAAGUGUGGCCAGGUAGUAUAGGACCAAAUUGAUGACUGUGAACAGGAGGUGGACAGGCACAAGUCAUGCCUGAUACUCAUAGGACAUGUACAGGUCAACUUGAUAUCCAGCAGGAUCUCAACACUCCAGGAGGCCCUGAAAGGUCUCAUGGGCCCUGUUAUCAGGGUGGGAAGUUGGUGUUUGUCAUGGCCCAAACCUAGCAUGUUGUGCUCAAAUAAAUGGAGAAGCAGGCCUGCCGUGUAGAGCCAGGAAGACUUCCUGCCCAUUCCUGAGGUCUGGCUGGCUGUCCUUCAAACACCAUGACAUGGUAGAAAUAUGUCCCAACAUGGCACUGUUCCAGGGCUUGUGUGUGGAGGUGACUCUACCAUGGACUUUUUGUUGGUCCAGGUACCUCUCUAUACUGCAACCCUGAGCAGGACAGUGCUGGGACUCUUCCUGGCCAUGGAAGAAGCCAUGUGCCACAGUGUGUUCCCUGUUGCAAGGUCCUCAAACUGCAGACACUCUGGGUCCAUGUGGACUCUGCCAUUAUCCACCCCCUUGGACCUUGCUGUAUCUUAGGGCUAUAGCACUGAAAGCCUGGGCUAUACCUGGAAGGGCCAGAGGGACUAGUGAGCAGUCACCACCAGUGAUCAGGUCAUCAGGUGGCCACAGAUUACUGUCUGAAAACAUAACUCAGUAUAUGCUAAGCGUUGCUAUAUACCUACCUUCUUUCCAUGGUCUGCCCUUACUUUGUCCUUGAGUACAGCCUCUCGGGACAUCAUAAUCCUCAUAACGUGUCUGACAUUUGUGAGAGUAUUGGCAUAUGUUGAUGCCUGAAGACUGUCAGUCCAGCCUCCUGUGACUUUCUGUCCAUACCAAGCAGAAGGAUGCUAGGCUGCCACCUGCUUGUCCCCAUACAGUUUGGGCUCUGCAUCAGGUUUCUCUGUCCCUGUAUAUGCAGGACAUUUUGUCUCGGGUCUUAGCUGAAAAGGCAGACCUUGAACUGUGCUGGCCCAAUAGAUAGGGAUUGUAGAUAUUCAUCACAUACCUGGGAACAUAUGGGACCAGGAGGGGCUGGUGUUCAGCUGGACAGCUGGGAAGAGGGAUAUUAGGUUAGAGUGAGUGGAAAAGCAAGUUCUGAUGUAGCUAAAGGUCUAGGACCCUGGAGGGUGAGAUUUGUAACCAGUUCUGGGCAUGCCUAAUUACAAGUCAGAUAUAGUAGGCACACACAUGGAACACAGACGGCAUAUUGCUGAAAUGACAACUGUGACAGUCAGUGACAUAUGAGUCAUAGACACUUGGAACUAUGGUAGCAGGGUCCCAGCCAGCCAUAAAUCUUUGGCUCUUAGACCCUCUGGCUAGCCUCCUUUAUCAAAGCCUGACAUUGAAAACUCAUCAUAGCCCCAACUACAUGAGCCCAGAGAAGCCUUGCAGGUCCUUCUUUGUGUGGUCCCAUCGUCGGGUGUAGUGCAGACUAGGGUGCUCUCCCAGAAUCUUGCCAGUCACCCUGCCUUCUAUUCAAUCCCAGAAUGGUUUGCGGUUAGCUAAGCAGAGUUCCAAUCCAAAGGUCCUGGCCUUGGAGGUCAGGCCCUACAGUGGCCAUCCUAUAACACUAGGUUGAAUGUGGAAAUGGACCUUGAAUCUUUGUCAUACUGCCUCUGUAAUUUGUGAGCAGCUGCAUCAGCAGUAUCCAAGCUGGGGACACCAUGAACCAUGAAGCACAAUUGGCCUCAGCCAGUGCUCACUGGGAAGGAGCAUUCAGUGUCCCUCUGAAUCCAACAUGUAUGUGAGGAGCCUUGUCAGAAUGACAGUCAUCUCCCUGAAGGGUUUACAAGCCAGCCCCAAGGUCUCUCUGGAGAUCUUUGGCAUCCCUGUAUUGUAUCUGAGGCUCCUCAAGGCCUAGAAAGGGAGGUGAGAUCCACAGUGCCUGUUUUUUGGUGACUGGAUAUUACAGAAGAUCCCAGAGCUGAGUGGUGAAGAAGCUGCUGCUGUAAGCAGUCUCCAGAGCGAGUACUCCCUGGAAGAAGUGCACUGUAAGAAUUAGUGAAUACGUCUCAGAGGACAGAGCAGCCCAUGGGAGAAAUUCCAGAACUCAGCCCUCAGAAGCUGGGUUGGGUGAUACAGCCUGGCCUGUGGAUCUCAAUACCUUGUCUAGAGAAACAAAUGAAGGAAGAGAAAGUUCCUUCCCUUUAUCUGGUGGGAUAGAAACAAAAGCAGAAGAUCUUGGACCAUUGUCCUACAGUAACUGUUCUGGGGAGACACAGAGCCAGUAAGAAAAAAAAGAAAAAAGAAAAAAAAAAAAAGGUUCCGUGGCUGAGUAGCAGACGACCACAAGGGUUCAGCUUACCUCGUCAAACUAAAUGUGACAUGAAAUGUGGGCCCUUGCUUCAUUAAGAGAGAGAGAGAGAGAGAGAGAGAGAGAGAGAGAGAGAGAGAGAGAGAGAGACAGAAAGAAAGAAAGAAAGAAAGAAAGAAAGAAAGAAAGAAAGAAAGAAAGAAAGAAAGAAAGAAAGAAAGGCACUAGAUACUCAGUAACAAGAGCAGAGUGUUUUAUUCUAUGGCUCUGAAAAGCCCAGCAUCAGCACAGGAUGCCAGGCACACUGAAUGAGCCCAGAACACUUUUAUAAUGCCAAUGCUGAUCUCUUCGUCCCCUCCCCCACUGGCUCAGUAAGCAGGAGGGUUUGAUCUUAGGCAUCAUCUAGGUCUUUCUGUCUGCUGCUUGAGUUGAUACAUCUCUCUCUUAUUUUUAGAAUUUACUGAAUGUACAUGAGUGUCUGUCUGUAAGUUUGUCUACCGCCAUGUGUGUGCUGUGUCCGUGAAGGCCAGAAGAGGGCCUUGAUUUUCAGAUGGUUGUGAGCUGCCAUGUGGGUGCUGGGAACCAAACCCAGGUCUCCCGGAAGAGCAGCCAUUGCUCUUAACCACUCAGCCAUCUCUGCAAUCUAUGUUUGCAUAGGUUUUAUUUUUCCUUCCAGAGUUUCAUACAGUGUGUUCUGAUUAUAUUUAUGUUUGAAAACGUACAUAGAUUCAUCUCUGUAUUCUACAUGGUUGGUUAGAUUUUUGUUUGUUCGAUUCAGGAUUUCCCCAUAGCCCCGUCUGUCCUGAAACUCAUGCUGUAGACCAGGCUCGUCUUGAACGUAGAGAUCCACCUGCUUCUGCCUUGGCUCAUCUUUAUAUUUUAAAUCUUACUUUCGUUUGUUUUGUUUUUAAAUUGUUAUACCAAAGAAUUUAUUUUAUUCUAAAUUAUUAGCACAUAAAGUAACAAGUUUCACUAGAGCGUUUAUCAUGCCUAUGAACCAUUAUACUUCAUUCUUAUACAUUCCUUUUCCCACUUUUCCUUCCUUAGCUCCUAAGCUCCCUCAUUAUAACCUUCUUUCUCCAUAAUCAUCCGCCUCUGUUUUCUAAUAACUUGUCCCAUUAUCCUUCCUCCCCUCACACCCACAUCCCUCCUGACGAUUUCUUCCUCUCAUCUUAUGGUUUCCAUGUCUCCUAGCUAGAUGUUUUCAUAUCAGAGAGUAGUUUCCACAUAUGAGAGGAAACAUGUAAUUUUGUUGUUUUAAGAUUUUUUUUAAUUGUGUGUGUUUGUAUGUGGAUAUGUGUGUGGGGGCGCAGAUGCCCAAGGAAGCCAGAGGCAUCAGAUCCCCUGGAACUAGAGGUGCACAUGGUUGUGAGCUCCCUGGUGUGGAUGCUCAGAGACUAACUGUUCAUGUGCAGUAUAUGCUUUUAACCACUGGGCUGUCUCAUCAGCUGCAGUAUGUGUCCCCCCGAGUCUUGUUUCAGUUAGCAGAGUGAUCUCCAGUUGCCUCCAUUUUCCUGCAAAUGCCACAAUUUUAUUUUUCUUUGUGGAUGAAUAAAGUUGUGUGAAGAAUGUGUGUGUGUGUGUGUGUGUGUGUGUGUGUGUGUGUGUGUGUGUGUGAGUGUGUGUGAGUGUGAGUGUGUGUGUGUGUGUGUGUGUGUGUGUGUGCCAUUUCCUGAUAGUCCUGGCUCCAUUUCCUGAUCAUUAUGACUAGUGCUGCCUUAACUGUGGCCAGGAGGAAAGCACCUCUGAGGUGUGUUGACUUGGAGUCCGAGGGAAAAUACCCAAGAGUAGUAGUUCCAGUCUUGUCUUCUGCAGUGGCUGCCCGAGUUUUCGCCCCCACCUGUAGUGUUGAAGUGUUCCUCUCCAGCAUCCUCUCCAGCGUCCUCUCCAGCACUUGUGGUUCUUUGUCUCCUUCAGAAUAGCUGUUCAACUGGGGUGAGACAGGAUCUCAUACCAGCAUUCAUUUGCAUUUCCCUGGUGGCUAAAUUGGCCACUUCAUCUCUCCCUUUGAAGGCUGCAUGUCUUGCUUAGGGUUACUAUUUCAGUAAUGACACACCAUAGCCAAAGCAGGUUGUGGUGGGGGAGGGUUUGUUUGGCUUACACUGCCAUUCAGUGUUCAUCAUCGAAGGAAAUCAGGAAAGGGACUCAAACAGGGUAGGUACCUGGAGGCAGGAGCUGAUGCAGAGGCCAUGGAGAGAUGCUGCUAACUGGCCUGCUUUCUUGUAGACCCAGAACCACCAGCCCAGUGAAUGCACCACCCACAAUGGACUGGGCCCUCCUCCAUCAAUCACUAAUUAAGAAAAUGCCCUACAGGCUUGCCUAUAGCUAGAUUUUAUGGAGGCACUUUCUUAAAUGAGGUUCCCUCCUCUCUGAUGACUUUAGCUUGUGUCAAGUUAACAUAAAACUAUCCAGCACACUCAAACUGCCUUCUCGUCUCAUUAGCCCAUUUGUUAGUUGUUUGUUUGUUUGUUUGUUUUUCAGUUUUCAUGUUAAUCUGUCUGAUACAUGGUUGGUAAAACUUUCUUUCCAUUGUACAGUCUGCCUCUUUGCCCUACUGCUCAUUUACAUUGCUGUGCAGGUUUUUUAAUCCAGCUUUUCACCUCACUGCAGAAUUCCAGUCUCUUUCAGAAAAAUACUGUGCCCACAUCAUCAAGGGUUUUUCUGUGUUUUCCUCCAGCAAUUUGGAAGUUUCAGGUCAGCUGAGGUCUCUGAUCCAUUCUUCUUUGAUUUUGUUCAGGGUGAGAGAUAGGGAUCUAUUUUCCUUGUUCCAACCUUUCAUGGAGUAGAGACAAAGUAGAUAAUCCCAAGUCAACCUAACAAAAAGUCGUUUCUUUAAAAAGUUAAAUAGGAUUGGCAAAGGACUUUCCACACUGAAAUGGACCCAAAUUAGUAAAAGUAGAGACCGGUGAAAUUCAGAGGACCAUGAUGGGACACUUUGAAAUUAUAUUCCAAUAAACCUGUAAAGUCUGGAAAAAAUGGAUAAAUGUCUUCAAAGAUGACCUAACAAAGCUAAGUCAAGAAGAUAUAAGCAACUUAUAGGGUGCUAUCACAAACAAUGAUAUCAAAGCAACAAUAAAUCUCCAUAUAUAUCAAGACCCGGAACAGGGAGACUUGGCCAAAUUUUACAAA
This is a messenger RNA of Mus musculus (house mouse), 50891 nucleotides long. RefSeq names its product TAFA chemokine like family member 5 (gene Tafa5). NCBI's taxonomy places the organism in Eukaryota, Metazoa, Chordata, Mammalia, Rodentia, Muridae. The record is from RefSeq and is a predicted model, not a curated record. Gene Ontology annotation, cellular component: extracellular region. Gene Ontology annotation, molecular function: G protein-coupled receptor binding; receptor ligand activity. Bases 26629 to 27255 code for a protein of 208 amino acids. The transcript has 4 exons.